ACGGCCGCCUCGGCUGUGCGCGGGGCAGGAGGCGGCAUGGCUGCCCCGGCGGGGUCGGCCUGUCCGACGGCGCCGCGCUUCGCGGUGCAGCUGCGGCUGGUGAGCGAGGAGCAGCUGGCGCAGGGGCCGCUCCUGCUCCGCGCCGGGGCCAAGGCGCUCCGCCUGCAGCUGCAGCCCCGAGACGGAGAAGCCGAGCUGGCCGUGACCGACGGUGAAGUAGCGUCGCGGAGGGGCGCGGAAGGGCGCGCGGGGAGGGAAGGAAGGGCUGCAGCAGGGCCAGCCGCGCGUCCCCCCGAGGCACCGGCAAGGGCUGCCUCGCGGGUCACGUCCGAAAGGCUCUCGGAGAAAUCAAACGCGUGUCUGGUCUUGGGGGCGGGGGGAGCCGUUCACACGUUACGCUUUUCCCGUGGAAUGGGCAGUUGGCCAGGAGGAGGAUGAGCUGAGCUCGCACCCGCGGAGUUGCGUCUUCACUCCGGGAAGCUGGGAGGCAGGAGAAGGAAGGGGAGAGCGAAGGAGAGGCAGACUCUCCCCGGAAGCCCUGCUCUGCCAUCCCGAAUCGGAGAGGGUCCCUCUGCGUUUUGUAACUCCCGGGGACUGAAGGGCAGUCUGCCCAUGCUCAGAGUUAGCUAGGUGAUCUCCGGUGAUCUCUUUGCAGUUCUGGCAAAUGGUUUAAUGUGUUGGAAGCCACCCUGAGUCAGAUAGGCAGCAUAUAAAUUAUUAUUAUUAUUAUUAUUAUUAUUAUUAUUAUUAUUAUCUGACUGAAUGGCAUUACACAAAUGUGCAGGGUUAAAGGAGUCUGUUUGUGGAGCUCCGUCGUGCAGAAUGUUCAAAGCUUAGUGAGUCCUCACUUGGCUUAAACCCCUCCUGCAGAAGGAUUCCUGCCUGAGUUCUGACAUUGAACAGAGAGCUUCUGUCCGAGAUGGAGGACUUGCACUUGAUUACUCCUGCAUUAAGGAGGCACCUAUCUUAACUGCAUUUUAAAAAGUGAACAAAUAGAGCAGUCACAGCAGCUUGGAACAAGAGGAGCACCUGCUUUUGCCUGCUGCAAAGCGGGAGAGAAGGGCAGGGGAAAGGAAAGGGCAGGCAGCCCAGCCCAAGGAGACUCCGCUGGGGGCUUUUUCCUGGCCAUCAUGGCUUGCUAAGGAUGCCCUGCCUUCUUGACUAGCCAGGAACAGAAGAGAGCAGCUGAAUGAGGCCAAAGGUCCACCUAGUUCUGCAUUCUGGUCUCACAGUGGCCAGCCAGUUACUCCUGGGAAGCCCAUAAGCAAGCUUUGAGCUCAAGUGUGUAGGCCUUGGUGGUGGGUGGGCUGUGGAAGGACCCCUGGGGGGAGCAGGGGGGGAAGUGCUGUGUUCUAGUCGGUGUCUUAGUUUCUUCUGUCCUCUAGAGAGCUGAGGUUGGUGGAAACACAGAGCAGGGCCUUUUUUGUGGCAGCACCCCAGCUGUGAAUGCCCUACCAAGGCAUUUCCUAGACCAGGCAUCCCCAACCUUCGGCCCUCCAGAUGUUUUGGACUACAGUUCCCAUCAUCCCUGACCACUGGUCCUGUUAGCUAGGGAUCAUGGGAGUUGUAGGCCAAAACAUCUGGAGGGGCGCAGGUUGGGGAUGCCUGUCCUAGACUCUCCCCUACUCUUCCAGGCAGCUUUUACUUGUUUUUAAUAGGUGGAGAUUUGAUUCCAUUCCUCUUGGUCUUAAUAUAAAUGUGUGUGUGUGUGUGUGUGUGUGUGUGUGUGUGGUUCAUGUUCUUUGGUUUGUUGCUUAAUUUUCGUAUUUGUGUUUUAUUUUUUAUUUUCGGCUGCUAAGGCCAAAACGUGGCUUAUGAGUAUAUUUCACGAGUGAAUGAAAGCAACACAGUUUAGAAGAAGCUACUGUGCCUCUUUCUUAGUGUGUUUCCUUUGCUCUGGACUUCAGCUGUCUGGCAGUUAUGGGCCUGAGAACAUUCUGGCACAUGGGGAACCUGGGCUUUCUCCGUUGUCUAGAGCACAGGGCUUUUGUAUUAAGGUACUUUAGUGGGUUAGAGAUAUUUUGUGGAUCUUCUGUUCAUCGUGUCCCAAGUGGCGCUUGAGCAUCAGAGCCAAGGAGCCAAGUGCAGGGGCUGGAAAUGGAGUGGGGGGGGGACCCUCAAAAGGCACACAGGCAGUGGGAGAAACUCCGAUCUAUAAGCUAGGUGCAAAGUGGCUCCUUAAAUCAAGGUUACAGUCGCCAAAAUGGAAUGCCUGGUUGCCGUUUGGAAAGUUGUAUAGGCACCUCCAGACAGGGAGACAUCAGGCACGUCCUGGCGCCUGGGCUUCUUCACUUGGUCGUAAGUGACUGAUAGCCUGGUGAGCUUUGCAAACUGGGUACAUCCCUUACGGCCUGCUUGUAACUAGGCCUGGGCGAUGCAUCGAUGUCCAGGACCGGUCUGAGGCCCAGAGCAGGAUGAAGCCUUCAGCCGGUGGGGCUUGCCUGCUUCCUCCCUGCCCCGGGCACCGGAGGUGGAGGGAGCUGUGGCGGUUUCACCCCAGAGCCUCGCAGGGCCGAUGUUCCUUCCUUUUCAACAUAGUGAUGUAUCACUAUAGCAUGAUGUUUAGCUGGUGAUAUAGUGAUACACCGUUAUUUAAAAGACUGAUAUUGCUCAGCCGUAUUCAUAACUUAGCUCCAUUUGUGGCUCCUCUUGUCCAGAGCGGAUCCUGCUAUGCAAUAGGGUGAAGCGAUCAGAUGGGGGAGGGAAUCCUUUGGUGGUUAAAGGCAGGUAAAGGUAAAGGGACCCCUGACCAUUAGGUCCAGUCGUGACCGACUCUGGGGUUGCGACGCUCAUCUCGCUUUAUUGGCCGAGAGAGCCGGCAUACAGCUUCCGAGUCAUGUGGCCAGCAUGACUAAGCCGCUUCUGGUGAACCAGAGCAGCACACGGAAACGCCGUUUACCUUCCCGCCGGAACAGUACCUAUUUAUCUACUUGUAUGUUGACGUGAUUUCGAACUGCUAGGUUGGCAGGAACAGGUACCGAGCAACGGGAGCUCACCCCGUCGCGGGGAUUCGAACCUCUGACCUUCUGAUCGGCAAGUCCUAGGCUCUGUGGUUUAACCCACAGCUCCACCUGCGUCCCAUAAAGGCAGGUAGGGGUCCCUAAAAGGCGCUGCAAGACUUUCAGAAAGUUUUGGCUCAGGGUGAGGAAAACAGGUUCAGUUCAACUUCAUGCCACAACUUGUCUUUCCCUGGGGCCGGCACUAUCUUCGACUGCUGCUGCUGCUGCUGUGGAAAUCUUUUUGACUUCUGAAAUGUGCGAGAAAUAAAGUAUGUUCCAUUACCAAUAUCAAGAUUGUGCUAAAAAUAUAGCAGAAAUGACAGUAGAUACUCAAAAGCAUUAUUAGGGGAACGUUAGAGGCGUAAAAUAACCAUAUUGAGCUAUACUUGAGUAUACAGCAGGAUAUAAACAUUGCAAAUGAACGGAAUAAUGUUUUAAGAUGUCAGACAUUAAAAGGCAGAAUUUCAGCCAUGUGUGUUGCAUUAUCCUUUUAGUUUGAACAAGAAAAAUAAGCUGCAUGCCCAACACUAGAGCAAUUUUUAUAUGUUGCCAAAGAAGACUGGAUUGUUUUCUAAAAAGAAUUCUUUUUUUCUUUUUUUAAGUUGAUUCCCUACCAGCAUCAUGAUUUGUACAAAACAUUUUAUUAUAUAAAAAAAUUUAAAAUUUCAAAAAUGUGGGAUAAUUUUUGAGAAAUGAUUGCAGGGGGGAUUUGCUUUUUUUUAAAUCCUCUGUAGCGAAGGGGAUAGCAGCCCUGAGCUGUAUUGGAGCAAAGUGCCUUUGGCCAAGGUGGGCUGUUUUUCUGAAGUGCUUAAUGGAGGGCCAAACCUAAUUUUGUGAUCAGUGCAGAUGCUCCCUAAGAAGGGGGCUCUUCUCUGGGCUAAGGAAGAAAGCUGAAAUGUUUUCUGGAUUAUUAUGUGUGUGUGACUUGGGAAGGUUUUCUUCAAAGGUUCUGGAAACGAACCCCCAAGACCUGCUGAUCUAGUCCUUUUCUGCAGAAUCUGCCCCUGGGUGGCAGCCGAAGUGUCUCUCCCCGCCUGGCCUGGAGCGGCUUCUCCUGGGAUGCUGCUCUGAUGCUCAGGAUCCGGCCGUGCGGAUGCCAAAUGCUUUGCCGGCUCUUUCACAGAUGAUGGAAGCAGUGAUCUUACCAGAAAGUGUUUCAGAAAACUUCAGCGCCAGCCUUUCCAGGGCUUUAGGAGAAAACACAGCAGCUGUUUUGUGCUUUUGAGUACUGAAUGUGGAGGGGGAGAAAGAGAAUUUGUGUCUCAGAGGCAAAUAUUGAUCCCGAUGCCGGAGCUCUUGGUUUCGCCUGAAUUCAUAGGAGCCAUGGGAUUCUUCACACAGAUGAAGUCUGUUUUAAAUGGUUGUCGCUGUCAGGUGGAUGAGAUAUUAAUUCGUCUCAAGGGAAAGUUGCGUUGACAAUAAAAGCCGUGAGGAUGAGAUUAAACUAUCCUUUAGCAACAUUAUUUUGAUCACGUUGUAUAUCUGUGUGUUCAGGGACACUCUUGGUGCCAGAUCUGUGACGUCCCUGUGAACGCAUGGCCCUUUACCUUGGGCUGUCCUAGCAGAGCCAGUGAAAAUAAUGGGCAUUUCUAGCUGAGGCUCAUUCAUUUUCCUGGGUCUCCUCUGAGUAGGACUAGCAUUGGCUACAAAAGCUUGUUUGUAGCAUCUGUUUUGUAAUGAAUGUAUCGUUACAUCCUUUUCUUAACGGCCUGUCUGUUAAGAAUCUUCUUUUGAUGCUUCCCAUUUUAAUCUCUGUGCAUUUCCCAUGAAGAAAUAAGCAAUAAAAAUGGAAAUAAAUACAAAACUUCUGCUGGGAAAACCAGAAAAAGUGAACCUUAAGUCAAAAUGGCAGUGCUUUUGCUAAUAUUCCUGCCCAUAUAUAAAGUAUGGUUGUUGUUUAUGAGAAUCUGGUGUAAUUUAUCUGUGCUGCUUUACAAUGUGGGUAUUAAAAUUGUAUUUAUUGCAUUUGAAAUAUUUUAAUAAAAUUGUAAAUUUCUUAGAGAUUUAUUUGAAGUAUGAGGAGGUAUCUAAAUUACCUAAAGUUGUUACAGUACGUGCCACAGUUUUUAACAACAACAAAAGAGAUGCUGGUACUGUAUCCCCUAAAAGAAGCACUGAUUAAUAAUAAUUGUUGUUGUUGUUUGCCCAUCUGACUGGGUUGUCUCAGCAACUCCGGGUGGCUUCCAACAAAUUAAACACAUUAAGCACCCCUGUUGUCCAGCCCAGACAUGGAGUUCCAGCUCAGAGGGUCUUCUGGCGGUUCCCUCCCUGCAAGGAAGUGAAGCCACAGGGAACCAGGCAGAGGGCCUUUCAGUGGUGGCACCUGCCAUGUGAAAUGCCCUCCCAUCAGAGGUCAAGGAAAUAAACAACUUUUAGAAGACAUCUGAAGGCAGCCCUGUAUAGGGAAGUUUUUAACGUGUGAUGUUUUAUUAUGUUUCAGUAUAUGCUGUGAGCCGCCCAGAGUGGCUGGGGAAACCCAGCCAGAAGGGCAAGGUAUAAACAAUAAAAUUAUUAUUAAUUAUUAUUAUUAGCAAGAACAAAACUGUCAUUAAACAGAAUGGAAAUUAUUAUUUUGGCAAUAUUAUUUUGAGUUGUAAUGUUCAGCCUCAUCACUGAUUGCCAACUUAAAACGAUUCAGCCAGCACAUUAAAAGGUAUAUUUCAAUGCAAAAAAUUGAAAUAAUACUAUGUGUUAAGCUGAUGUGCUGGAAUAAAUUCCUUUAUGGGCUAACAUUCUUCAUGUGAGUGUUGUACCAACCCAUCAUAUGAUUAAUUCAAGCAUGUGGCUGGUAAUAGGUGUCUUUCUGCCUACAUAUGGUUCUCUUCUGAAGAAGAAUCACAAUGCCCCUCACUCCCAGUGCAGCAAACACACUGAAAUUAUGUCAGCUGCUGUUUGUUUGUUUUCUGCACAGUUUAAAACACUUUAAAACUGUUUGGAGAAUGGGGGAAGCUAAAUUUGUGAUGGUUACAAAGACCAGCCAAUGCACACUAUGCAAAAAUGGUUUCUGGCGAAGCACAUAAGAAAAAGCAGGCUUCUGAUGUCAGUUGUACGUGGUCUCUUUGCACAGUGAGCUCAUGGCUGAGGCUAUGUUCACAGACUCUGUGUGUGCAAGAGCAAUUAUGACUCGCUCAUUCAGCAUUCAGUUCUCUUAUUUCCAGAAAUUUUAUAUAGGUAUAGCAAAAAGAUCUCCAAGCAAUUUACAAUUAAUUUCAGUGGCAAUAAAAAUGCAAACAACAUUCAGUAAAAUUAUCUUUAAGCGUGGAUAAAAACAAGAUUAAAACCACAGCGUUAUAUCACAAAAGGAAAGGAAAGCUCGUGCCCAGAAAAGCUUAGGUAAACAUAAGUUUUUAAAGGUCAUGCCUGUCUCACCUCCUGAAUUACCCAGAAUGGGGGGCGGGGGGAGCUGUUGGCAAGGUGGUUUAUCACCAUCUGUACACAAAUGUCUGUAUUUGUGAUUAGAUUGUUAGUUUUCCAGGCUAAACAUGUGAAAGUCUUUUAUCUUCAUUGUAUAGUAUAGUAGAAAACUAUAUUUGCUUGUGUCACACAGGACAUGUUCACAUGCAACAUUUUCAUCCUUCGCCGGUGACUUUCCAAAUCAUUCUGCUCAUUCUCUCUCUUUUUUUAAAAAAAUAUUUUUUAUUAGGAAUUUCAACAAAACAUUUUAUCAAAAAACAUAUCCUUAAUUCCCCCCCUAUUUCCCCCCCUCCCCAUAAAGUAACCCCCCCCCCCCAGACUUCCCUCAGCUCCUCUCUCUGGUUUAUCAACAAAUGUUAUUCUCUGCAUGUUACAAAAUUGUAUAGAUCCUUAAUUUAUCUGACUGGCUAUUAUCACUAAAAAGUUUGUGAGUAUUUAUUCAAAACCUGCCAAGGAGCCCAGUUCGUUUUGAUGUUUCUUUAGGUACUUUGUAAAGGGUUCCCAUUCUUCCUUAAAAUCACAGUUGUCCUUAUCAUGUAGUUUAUAUGUCAGUUUUGCCAAUUCCGCUUAGUCCAUCAGUUUCUCUUGCCACAGUUCUUUGGUUGGAACUUCUUCAUUCUUCCAUCCCUGUGCUAUUAAGACUCUUGCUGCCGUUGUCGCAAACAUGAAAAUGUUUUUCAAUUUCCCUGGCAGGUCUUUUCCUACAAUCCCUAACAGAAAGGCUUCGGGGUUUUUUACAAAUGUUAAUUGGAACAUUUUCUUCAAUUCAUUAUAUAUCAUUUCCUAGAAUUUUUUUAAUUUUACAACAAUCCCACCACAUAUGAUAAAAGGUCCCUCCUUUUUCCUUACAUUUCCAACAUAUAUUUGAAGCAGUUUUGUACAUUCUUCCUAUUUGCACUGGUGUUAUGUACCAUCUGUACAUCAUUUUCAUAUAAUUUCCUUUCAACAGAGAGCAAUCUGUUAAUUUCAAGUCAGUUUUCCACAAUCUUUCCCAGUCUUCAACAUUCUGCUCAUUCUCUCUUGAUCCCUUGGCAGGUUUGUUGUUCAGGAUGCUCUAGAAUAACGGUGGGAGCCACUUUCCUCCCAUCCAUGUAAAAUAUACUUUGUAUCCACCAAUUAACAGACUUUUCAUUUGGGGACGGGUGCAGUUAAUAACCGUGGGUGCCUCACUCAGUUUACUGCUAGUUGUUAUAUUUUUACACGGUGUUGUCGUGUUAUCUAGGCUGCUCAUAAUGUGCUGGAUUCAAAACAUAUACCAAGGAAACAAUAGUAACCCCCAGUGAUACAAAACAUUGAAAACAGCUAAUUUUGUGCCAGUAGAAAGCCCACAAGGCAGUUACGUGCCUGAGAGGACCAAAAAGUCUCUGUCUGGCAACUGCAUCCGUACAGGAUUUAUGUAGACACCGGUAACACCUUUCAGUGCAAUAAAACUAAUAAAAUGGGAAAUCCACAGUAGGAAAAUGCAAAUGCUAAGAGCUAGGUGAUAACAUAAGAGAUGCGGGUGGCGCUGUGGGUUAAACCACAGAGCCUAGGACUUGUUGAUCAGAAGGUCGGUGAUUUGAAUCCCCGUGAUGGGGUGAGCUCCCGUUCCUCGGUCCCUGCUCCUGUCAACCUAGCAGUUCGAAAGCACGUCAAAGUGCAAGUAGAUAAAUAGGUACUGCUCUGGCAGGAAGGUAAACGGCGUUUCUGUGCACUGCUCUGGUUCGCCAGAAGCGGCUUUGUCAUGCUGGCCACAUGACCCAGAAGCUGUACGCCGGCUCCCUCAGCCAAUAAAGCGAGAUGAGAGCCGCAACCCCAGAGUCAGUCACGACUGGACCUAAUGGUCAGGGGUUCCUUUACCUUUACCUUUAGGUGAUAACAUAGCAAUUGCAUGAGCACAUAAACAAGGCUUUAGUAAGUGCCCGAAAGCAGUCCAGGGUGGCUGCUUGCCUGACUUCUCCCAGGGCAGAGAAGGCCCUUCCUUUGGGUGUCACCUGAGGGAUGAGUGCAGACUGCAGAGCAACUGAGCAAAGGAUCUCUGCGAACUGGCCAGCCCAGGCAAGAAAGUGCCUUCUCUUGGCUACAUUUAACCAGGUGUUGUCCGAUUAAAGUCAACGAAGCAGCGUCUGCAUAACUGAGCUGUGAAUCUGCUGCAGUGAAAGAAAAUCAAUUUUAGAGCUAUGUGUGGUUGAAUUUAGUCAGACUUCAGGAAGUACCUCAGGUUAAGUACUUAAUUUGUUCCAGAGGUCCGUACUUAACCUGAAACUGUUCUUAACCUGAAGCACCACUUUAGUUAAUGGGGCCUCCUGCUGCUGCCAUGCCACCAGAACACAAUUUCUGUUCUCACCCUGAAGCAAAGUUCUUAACCUGAAGCACUAUUUCUGGGUUAGCGGAGUCUGUAACCUGAAGCGUAUGUAACCUGAAGCGUUUGUAACCCAAGAUAGUUUCCUCUUCUGAUGGUAUAUGAGAAUUGUAGGAGAAAAUAGAUUUUCUUCUUCUUAAAGUAUCAUAAUCUCUUGAAGGGCAUAAACGUGCUUUAAUCUUUAAUAUCAUAAUUAAGAGUAAAUAAAUGUAAGGGUCAACAGAUUCCAUGUGCUUCUGUCUUUGGAGCACAUAUUAAUGUUGGCUGAGAACCUUAUAGUUUCAGAAGAAAAAAAUGAUGUACAGAAGUAGACAAAAUCAGAUAAAGGAAGAUCACUUUCAGAUCCUAUUGAAGGCUUACAUGAAAUUUGAAUAGCAAUACACUCUUAUUUGUGCCGGCUGAGAAGUUCAACAGAGUCCAGUGGGCUUCACUCCCAGGUCCUGCAAUUCUGUGCACAUCAGCCUCGAACAUCAGCCCCACAUAGCAUUCAGUGAGACUUUCCCCAGUAAAUUGUGUAUGCUGGGAUAGCAGCCAUAAAACUCCUAGUUUGUAGCCAACUAGGUUUUACUCAAGAGUAAGGUAAAGGUAAAGGGACCCCUGAGCAUUAGGUCCAGUCGUGGCCGACUCUGGGGUUGCGGCGCUCAUCUUGCUUUAUUGGCCAAGGGAGCCGGCGUACAGCUUCCGGGUCUUGUGGCCAGCAUGGCUAAGCCGCUUCUGGCGAACCAGAGCAGUGCAUGGAAACACCGUUUACCUUCCCGCCAGAGCAGUACCUAUUUAUCUACUUGCAUUUUGACGUGCUUUUGAACUGCUAGGUUGGCAGGAGCAGGGACCGAGCAAUGGGAGCUCACCCCGUCACGGGGAUUCGAACCGCCGACCUUCUGAUCAGCAAGUCCUAGGCUCUGUGGUUUAACCCACAGUGCCACCCGCGUUCCUACUCAAGAGUAGACCCACUGAAAUCAGUGGACCUACAGUAAGUUAGUCUUUUCAGUGGAUCAACUCUGAGUAGGACUAGCAUUGACUAUAGCUCAUCUAAAAUGUUCAUCCUCCUAACCUAAAUGGGAUCACAGGAGAAUGAAAACAUAAUAUGAAAAUCUGGAUGAUAGAACUUUGUCUCUCCUAUACUGGCAAUCUUUUGUCCUGCAGCCUUGUUCUUGCUGCUUGCAUACCAGCUGCUGGUUUUUGCUGCAGAACCAUGCCAAACUUGCCCUGCUGUUGUGCCGCAUUUUAGCGUUUAUUUUCCUGCAUGAAACGGCUUCAUCAUAUUCCUUUGUAAGCAAGAGCUGUGGUGUCUUCAGAUUUUUGCAGCAAGACGUGCUCUUCCUGUCGCUGUUUCCUAUUUUUGGAGAGCUCCUCUAACACGCUUUCUUGCAAAAUAUGCCUAAAGGAAAGUAGGGAUUUGAUGUGUAACCACAGAGUAGAAGUGCAUGUCAAAAUCAUGCUAAUCUAAUAUAAUUGUAUCAUACCACAAACACCAGUUGUGUCUGGCAAAUCAAUCCACUGUUUUCUCUGGGCAGAAGCUUUCAAUCAUUAAAACACCACCAGUGGAGAGUGUUACAAAUUUGCUGCUUCUUUUUGUAUUGUUUGUCAGAAUGUUAUUGUGGAAACUAGGGGAAGAAGCAGCCAGUGACACAAACUGGAUACAUAUUUAAGGUUCAUUUCAAGAUGUACAGUAUGGGGUCAAACUAGGAGAUAUGCAAAUACUUGAUCUAGUCUUAAUUCUUUUAAAAAUAUACCCAGUGAUUGUUGGGCAUGGCAAUUCCGAUUGGGUCAGGAUGCUUUCAUUCUAAAAGCCCCCAACACACACACACACACACACACACACACACACACACACACACUGUUGUGGAUGCAAACAGCACAUUAUUUUUAAAGGCACACAUUUAUUUAACUUAUUUAUACAGUAUUCUGCCUUCCAGGACACACAUCCUUUCAAUGUGGCUUACAAGUGACAUAAAAAUACAUCAGUAAUGUCACAAUAACAAUCUCAAAUAGCAAGUCCUCAAUCUCUCCCCCCCCCCCCCUUGGCCCAUGGUCAGGGAUGAUGGAAGUGGCAGUCCAAUAUCUGGAGAGGCCGAUGUUGGUGACCCCUUGCAAUUCUCUUUUUACAAGGCUGACCAAAGAGCCUCCCCUUACAGAGACAAUGUCUCCAGUUAUCUCAGGGUUAUUAGAGCACUAUGAUCCCUGCCUUACUGGGUGACAACAAUUAAUAACCCUUAUUUCAAGAACAUCGGACAAAUUGUUUCCCUUGAUACCAACUUAGGUGUGUGUCUUUUGCCACUACAGUGGCACCUCAGGUUACAUACGCUUCAGGUUACAGACUCUGCUAACCCGGAAAUAGUACCUCGGGUUAAGAACUUUGCUUCAGGAUGAGAACAGAAAUCGUGCUCCGGCGCAGUGGCAGCAGCAGGAGGCCCCAUUAGCUAAAGUGGUGCUUCAGGUUAAGAACAGUUUCAGGUUAAGAACGGACCUCCGGAAUGAAUUAAGUACUUAACCCGAGGUACCACUGUACUAACUUCAGAUAUGAGUCCCACAUUCCAUGACAAGUACUGGGUACUUGUUUGCCUCUAUCCAAUCUCUUCCUUAUUUUUUAAAAGGUUUGAAUAAUUUUCUUUGCCAUUAUGCCUCAUUUUAGAUUUUCUCCCAUUUUUAAAAUGCGUUGUAAGGAAGGGAAAAAAUGUAAGAGAGAGAGAAGUAAAUGAAGUCAUAGAAUAUAAUGUAUAUGUGUUAAGCUUUUUAUUCUGGUCAUGGUAAAUUCGUCUGUUUAUCCCAUUGUGUUUGUUGUGGAUAUAUAAAAUGAACAAGAAGUUAAACAGACAAACACAUUUUUGAAAGCUACAGUUCUUGCAGCUUGUGAUAUAUCUGACUUGGGGCUUUGCUAUGUCUGGCUGAAAUUUUUGUUCUCUUUUGUUGCCCAUGUGCAUAUGGUAUUUGUUUAACCACAGUUAAGUCUGCUAUAGCACACCUGACAUCUUAAUACAUGGAACCCAGAGGAGAGUAAGAGAAAUAACUGGUUCCUCUUGGAAAAUAAAGUGGAGACAUGUGUAUGGAAGUAUAGAUCUUGCAGAUAAAUCUGUUUUUCAAGUAAACAAGCACAGUCUAGACAGACUUUCAGCAAAGGGAUAAAGAGUUUUCAUUUCAAAUAUCAUUGAGCUGUGAAAGCAAAGUUAGGCACAACUUGUUCCUCAGGAGUUUUUCAUUAAGGUUUUUAUUACACACAAACAUCAGCAUUUAGUAUUAAUAAAAAAAGUGUCAACUUCAGUUUUUAGAAAAUGAAGCUGUGUGUUGUGUGUCUUCUAACCCUCCUGUAAGGAAAGUGAGUACUGUUUUUGCUGAAACAUAUUCUCAAUUUUUGUGGCUGCAAAUAUCCCCCCGAUUUUCUAAUUACUAAAUUUGCAGCAUAGAUCACUGACGCACAAGCGUGUUUAUCCAUUUUAGCCUAUUUGGCAAAUAUUUAUCAGUGCUUUUAUGCGUGUAGCAGAACAACAUCCCCCCAUUAAUAUAUGCCAUUUGCAGUGAAGGAUAUUAAGGUAUUGCAAAUGAUGCCAUUGCACAUUGAAAUAUUUGUUUUAAGCUACUUUUGUGUUUGAAUCUGGUAAAGCUAAUAAAACGGGCAAGCUUUGCUGUCAGGGUGCUGUGCUGGUGGCCUUACCUUGAGACUCAGGCUGCUCUUACUUAUAUUUUCUUUUGCCAUCGGUACAGAUGAGGCCUGGGGCAGAGCAAAUGGAUUAUUCAUUGAACCAUCUGAAGCAGAGCUGUGUUCCUGUUCUAAAAUUCCACCUUCCCCUUUUCUUCGAAUCAUUUUUCUUUUCUUGCCUGAUCAAUGUUUAAUUUUAAAACCAGCAAUGCAUAUUCAUUGCUUUCUUUUAAUCUUGGUCGUCCGACACUGUGCGGCAGGAAGCAGGUGGCACCUGGGGGCCUCUCUGUCGAGUUUAUUACUCCCCACCCCAGCCUUGUAAUGAUUUCCAGUCUCCCACCAGACAUGGUCCAUAGCUCUUACGCUAAAAGGCUUCUGCCAGUUUUCUCCUGUAAAUGAAAGCUCCUUUGGGAGGAAAAGAAGCUCUACUUAUUUAUUGGGGUUAUGCCUUCAUGCAAAGGUUAACAUGUGCGACUCUGACGGCACGCCACAGCGCUUCUUGAAGCCCAGACGCUGCUGGAGUUCUUCCACAUUGGCACCUGACAUCCAGCAGCCAGCCUUGUGUAGGUUGAGCCAAUGUUACAGAUGCAGUUAGAUACAGUGGUGCCUCGCAAGACGAAAAGAAUCCGUUCCGCGAGUCUCUUCGUCUUGCGGUUUUUUUCGUCUUGCGAAGCAAGCCCAUUAGCGGAUUAGCGCUAUUAGCGGCUUAGCGGAUCAGCUGAUAAGCGUCUUAGUGGCUUAACGGAUCAGCUGUUAAGCGGCUUAGCGGAUCAGCUGAUAAGCGGCUUAGCGAUCAGCUGUUAAGCAGCUUAGCGGCUUAGGGAUCAGCUGAUAAGCGGCUUAGCGGCUUGGGAAAAAGGGGGGGGGGAGGAAAAAACCCCCGCAGGAACUCACAAGACAUUUUCGUCUUGCGAAGCAAGCCCAUAGGAAAUUCGUUUUGCGAAGCACCUCCAAAACGGAAAACCCUUUCGUCUAGCGGGUUUUCCGUCUUGCGAGGCAUUCGUCUUGCGGGGCACCACUGUAUUCAUAUUCAGCUAAUGUGUUCACAGGUGGGGUUGGCAGCAGCAUGUCCAGAGCAGAAGCAUUGGCUCCAAAGACCGGCUGGAGAGAUGGUUAGCUGGAGCCUGCCCUACCUGGCCCUCGUUCCGCCCCCCAGCCAGCAUCCAAUUGGCUAGGCGGAGAGGGGGUGGAGCAAUGGCCAGCAAGCAAACCCAGGCACAGGAAGCCCGCACCGGGUCGCAAACCCUGCCCACCAGUUUGAUGAGUGAUUGGCAGAUCCAAGACUUGCUUUGUAAUCAGGUUUGGCAGUUCAGAUCAGAGACCCAAUCUGGGUAGAUUCAGCUGCUAUCUAACACGGCAUAUUAUUAUACCGUGUAGCACAGAGAAAAAAACUACAAGAUCACAUUCUGUCUUGUCCAGCAGUGUUUGAAAUUCGCCAGGCGCCAGGAGCAUUUUGUACCUGGCUAUUGCGCUGUGGGUUAAACCACAGAGCCUAGGACUUGCUGAUCAGAAGGUUGGUGAUUCGAAUCCCCGCGAUGGGGUGAGCUCCCGUUGCUCGGUCCCUGCUCCUGCCAACCUAGCAGUUCGAAAGCACGUCAAAGUGCAAGUAGAUAAAUAGGUACCACUCCAGUGGGAAGGUAAACGGUGUUUCCAUGCGCUGCUCUGGUUCGCCAGAAGCGGCUUAGUCAUGCUGGCCACAUGACCCGGAAGCUGUAUGCUGGCUCCCUCAGGCAAUAAAGUGAGAUGAGCGCCACAACCCCAGAGUCGGCCACGACUGGACCUAAUGGUCAGGGGUCCCUUUACCUUUUUAUUGUCCACUUGCAAGCAAGGGAAGAUGCCCAGGCGCCAGGAUUGCACCUGAGGUGCGUGCCUGGGGAUCCAUGGAUCUGGACUGUUGUCACAUUCCAGCAACACAUCCUGUAGAAUUCCAACUCUCAUAUUUUCUCACAAUCAUAAUGAAUUUCAGGAACUAAAAAGUCACAUUGAAAAAUACAACUUUUGAGCCGUCUGGUCCCAAGAUGGCAACUAGAUAUUCCGUUUUGGCAACUGUAACCCUGGUUUAAGGAGCCAUUUGGCACUUAGCUUAUAGAUAGGAGUUUCUAACACAGUCGACAGUUAUAGAUCUUGGUGCUCGCCAUCUCAUCCUUCUCUUAGGUUAGUUGUAACCUAUUUCUACAGGGCUGCUCUCUUGAUCAAUGAGUGAGGCUCCUUUUCUGCAGCCUAACCACCCACACAGAAAUCUCUGGUUUUCUGUAGCAUUUGAACAGGAUAUCAAAGCUCUAAUAGAUUUUGAAUCCAGACAGACAGUUUGACAGCAGCUAUGCAAAAUAUUAGUGUCUUAAUCAGAUGUCACUUUUGUGCAAAAACUCCUUUUGUCCCCCCUGCUUUUGUGCGCCUGGUAAAUUAGUGGAUAUUCAGACAAGUUAAUUAUAUAUUCUAGCAUGCAACUAUGACAGUUCUUUUCCUAUAGAAUAGGAAAAAUAGUUUUUGCAUGGUGAGCUAAGCAUAUAUCUUCUUCUUUCUGCCAAAAAUAAGUAAGCAACAAGAUGGCUUGCAUCUGUGGGUCUCAAACUACGUGCUAGCUUUGCAUCUUGUAAAACCAUUUGCAGAUAGUUAUAGCUAUUAUGUCUCCGCCCCUUUUAUUAUGUUGUUGUUUAGUCGUUUAGUCGUGUCCAACUCUUCGUGACCCCAUGGACCAGAGCACGCCAGGCACUUCUGUCUUCCACUGCCUCCUGCAGUUUGGUCAAACUCAUGCUGGUAGCUUCAAGAACACUGUCCAACCAUCUCGUCUUCUGUCAUCCCCUUCUCCUUGUGCCCUCCAUCUUUCCCAACAUCAGGGUCUUUUCCAGGGAGUCUUCUCUUUUCAUGAGGUGGCCACAGUAUUGGAGCCUCAGCUUCAGGAUCUGUCCUUCCAGUGAGCACUCAGGGCUGAUUUCCUUAAGAAUGGAGAGGUUUGAUCUUCUUGCAGCCCAUGGGACUCUCAAGAGUCUCCUCCAGCGCCAUAAUUCAAAAGCAUCAAUUCUUCGGUGAUCAGCCUUCUUUAUGGUCCAGCUCUCACUUCCAUACAUCACUACUGGGAAAACCAUAGCUUGAACUAUACAGACCUUUGUUGGUAAGGUGAUGUCUCUGCUUUUUUUAUAUCAUUAUUUUAUUAUAGUGGUGAUAAAAUAUCAGUAGAUUUUAUGACCAUAUGCAUUCACUAAGCAAGACUGAGAAAAAGACCUGUGAAUUAUGUCUUGUAGUAUUAUUGUCCCAUGAAGACCAAAUCAUGAGUGCAACGUUGAGCUUCCUUUUUGAAGAAGUUGUUCCUUCUCCUGGUGGUUGGGGGGAGGCAGAAACUUUUACACUAUUCUGGAGCAGCAGCUCCAUGUUGAUGGAAGAAAGGAGUAAAUGACCUGCAGGGCAACAAAUGGCAGUUUUAUUCUUAGAAAAGUACCAGGGGGAAGAAAAGCAGCCUAGAUUGCAAGCAGUUAGAUGACCGUGUUUCAGAUUAGACAUUUCUCAUGAUGUGCCAUGAAGGAUUAAAACAGCUGUAGCAAUAAUAAUAAUAAUAAUAAUAAUAAUAAUAAUAAUAAUUUAUUUAUAUCCCGCCCUCCCCAGCCGAAGCCGGGCUCAGAGCGGCUAACAACAGUAAAAUGAUACAACAUUCUAAAAUCAUUUCAUUAUAAAAUCAGUUCAGAUCAAAUUAAUGGCAACCAUUGGGCUCUGUGAGGAUUGCCAAAGGAGGGGGUCAGGUUGUGCCCUGGCCAAAGGCCUGGUGGAACAGCUCUGUCUUGCGGAAAGAUGUCAAGUCUCGCACGGCCCUAGUCUCUUGUGGCAGAACGUUCCACCAGAUCGGAGCCACAGCCGAAAAAAGCCCUGGCUCUGGUUGAGGCCAGCCUAACCUCUCUGUGGCCCAGGAUCGCCAAGAUGUUUUUGUCUGAAGACCGUAAUGAUGUGUCAAAGAAUUACGAAUUACAAAGAGAAGGAAUCACAUUGGCUCCACUUGCAGAAACUAAUGAAGGAGUUUCGUAUGGCGUCUUUCUCCUAAUGGAAAAAUUAUUGGUGUGGUUGCUCUGAGUUUGGAUGGAAUUCAGGGAGAAUGUUUCUCCAUUAAGCAGAAGAUAUACAGCAGUUCAGGAAUGUUAACUUCAUCUACAUUUUGAGGGAAUUACUAUAUGGAAUUGGCAGAAAUGACUGGCAGAAUCCGAGACCAGGGAGAAGAGUCGGUGAAAGAGGACUGGAAGAAAUUUAAAGACUAUUUACAGAAAUAUUGUAAAAUUAAUGAAUUUUAGAAGGAUGUUGGAUAGAAACUAAGUGGUUUCUAGCUGUAAUGCUUUAAGAGAUAUGAAAAAAAAAGAUCCACAAAUGGGUAAAAGCUUAAUGGUAAGGAUUUGCUGAACUAACAAAUUGAAAUGGAAUACAAAGAAGGAGGCACGAGGAGGUUCAGGGAAAUAAGGGUAAGGAGGAUAUGUUAGGGAAAAUUAAUCUGCUUUUAAUUGUUUUUAUUUUGUAUGUUUCUUUUUAUUUUUCAUGUAUUUUUUUUUCUGUACUUUGUAUUUUCUUGUAUUUUUAUUUUUUGUUUUUACGUAAUUUUUGUAUUCUUUGAAAUGUUAAUAAAUAUCAUUAAAAAAAAAAACAUUUUGAGGGAAUUGUGUGCUUUUCGAGAAGGUCGCUUCUUUGCAACGAUGCCCAGGGUUUUCUGAUGUGCCGUUACACCAGUUCAGUCCUGUGCUUCACCUUGAUGUUUGAUUCUCCCUUUUGUGGCAGAGAAUUGAAGACAAGAAUGUCAUGUCAUUUGCCUGAUUCAAAGAACGUCCUCGCUUGGUUCAGCCCAGAUCUGAACAGUCUGUCUCCUUAUUCCCACGCCUGUGAUUAUUUCCUCAGAAAAUGCUACACAAACACGCUCCGUGCAGUUGUACCACCUUGCCGUGCGCAGGGGGAACUGCUUCUUUGAAUGGGCCUCCACAUCUAAAGAUGCUUAAAGAAACAUUUUUCUCAUUUUGGGGGAAAGUACUUCAGAAAGAGGGACGCAGGUGGCACUAAGGGAUGCAGGUGGUGCUGUGGGUUAUACCACAGAGCCUAGGACUUGCCUAUCAGAAGGCCGGCAGUUCGAAUCCCUGCGACAGGGUGAGCUCCCGUUGCUCGGUCCCUGCUCCUGCCAACCAAGCAGUUCAAAAGCACGUCAAAGUGCAAGUAGAUAAAUAGGUACCGCUCCAGCGGGAAGGUAAACGGCGUUUCCGUGUGCUGCGCUGGUUUGCCAGAAGUGGCUUAGUCAUGCUGGCCACAUGACCCAGAAGCUGUAUGCCGGCUCCCUUGGCCAAUAAAGCAAGAUGAGCGCUGCAACCCCAGAGUCGGUCACGACUGGACCUAAUGGUCAGGGGUCCCUUUACCUUUACUUACUUCAGAAAGAAGAAGAAUCCCCUCAAAAGCACAGGAUAAGCUGGCUGCCACCAAAGUCCAUAUUAAUAGGAACCUCAAGGAGGGAAACGUGAAUAAACCACUCAAAUUCCUCCUUCUCCUGCAGGAAAAUAACACCCCUAGUGAUACUUCCCCUUAUAAAAGGUUUCCUGGUCCUCUGAAAAGAACCCUUCUAUGCUGCAUUUUAUUUUUAUCUAUUCCACAAUUCUUUCAUUACUAUUUUAUUUUCUGUCUGCUGCACAUAAUUUAGUCCUUCCCGCAAUUCCUUCAACAUAUAAUAUCUCCAGAUGCCCAAAUUGGGAGUUUAUUCUUCCAAAUCCGAUUCAUCCCUUAAACUCUUCUUUGCUGCCGGGUUUGCUGUGUCCACAUAGAUUUUAAAAAUAGUUCUUCUUUGGUUACUAUUCCUUCUCCUGGCUGCUGAUCUACGUACAUCCAGAGAUUAAUCCUCUUCUUUAAAACAUCCGUUCUUGUUGUUUUUCACACUGCUGAGCAUUGGGGGGGGGGUGUGUGUGUGAAAUUUCCUUAGAGACUUCAUAAAUGAGAACAUCGUCCUUUCCUGAGGCAAUUGCACCAGGAACAGCUCAGAGCUGGUGCUUUAAAAGUAAAGGGACCCCUGACCAUUAGGUCCAGUCAUGACCGACUCUGGGGUUGCGGCACUCAUCUCGCUUUAUUGGCUGAGGGAGCCGGCGUACAGCUUCCGGGUCAUGUGGCCAGCAUGACUAAGCCGCUUCUGGUGAACCAGAGCAGCGCAUGGAAACGCCGUUUACCUUCCCGCCGGAGCGGUACCUAUUUAUCUACUUGCACUUUGACGUGCUUUCGAACUGCUAGGUUGGCAGGAGCAGGGACUGAGCAAUGGGAGCUCACCCCGUCGCGGGGAUUCGAACCGCUGACCUUCUGAUCGGCAAGUCCUAGGCUCUGUGGUUUAACCUUAGGUAAUGAUGGAGCUGUUGGCAUGAAUUAAAAAAAAGGGGGGCAGAUAAAUAAUGAGAAAUAUAUCUGAAUUAAAAAUGCCAUCCAUCAAGGCAAGCUGCGGAUCAUCCGCCAGUAAUAUAUACAUAUAUAUGCACCUGUCUCUGUGUUUUUUAAUAAGCGCUAACAUGAUUUUCCCCUCCCUGCAGCUGAUGGCGUUUGUGUGUUUAAAUGCUUGGUCAACAAAGAUACCGAAUAUUGCCGUGUGGGAAAAGAAUCAAUCUUGAUAUCGCUUGGCUAUAACAAUGCCUUACUUCAAUUCAGGUCCCAUUCUGGUAAGUAAUUGGUGGCAUUCAUAGUUCUGUACAUGUCUCAAGGUUUCUCCCCCUCUCUGUACACUUCCACCCCCCUAAACCAGUAACUUGGGUGCACUUUCUUGUACACUAUUUUGCAUGCUCCGAGUUCAUAAAGGUAAAGGUAAAGGGACCCCUGACCAUUAGGUCCAGUCGUGGCCGACUUUGGGGUUGUGGCGCUCAUCUCGCUUUAUUGGCCGAGGGAGCCGGCGUACAGCUUCCGGGUCACGUGGCCAGCAUGACUAAGCCGCUUCUGGUGAACCAGAGCAGCGCACAGAAAUGCCAUUUACCUUUCCGCCAGAGCGGUACCUAUCUACUUGCACUUUGACGUGCUUUUGAACUGCUAGGUUGGCAGGAGCAGGGACCGAGCAACGGGAGCUCACCCUGUCACAGGGAUUCGAACCGCCAACCUUCUGAUAGGCAAGUCCUAGGCUCUGUGGUUUAAUUCACAGCGCCACCCGUGUCCCUCCAAGUUCAUAGAACUGUAGAGUUGGAAGAGACCCUGAAGAUCAACCAGUCCAAGAUAUUGAGGCUUGCAGAAGUACAACUAGAGAUGGCAAGGCCUGGGGGGAAAGCAGAAAAAUUCCCGCCGGGCUCCCAAGGCUUGCAGACAGCAGCCUGCAGCCCGAAACCCGGGGAGCGCAGCGGAGCGCAGCGGAGCGCACCCCGGGCUUCGGGCAGAUAUCCACAAGCCUUGGGAGCCCAGCGUGACUUCCCGCCAGGCUCCCUAGGCUUGUGGAUAGCAGCCUGCAUCCCGAAGCCUGGGGCGCGCUGAGCAGCUUGCAAAUAGCAGCGGAUAGCAGCCUGUUCUGGGGGCUGGGGUCGGGGGAAGCUCGGGCUUUCCCUGCCCCAGCCCCGCGCCUGGAGGGGAAAUAAAUUUUUUCCCCUUUAUUUCCCCCCCAAAAAAAACCUAGGUGCGCCCUAUGGGCCGGUGCAAAAAAUACGGUAAGUAGUAGUAGAUUUUAGGGCGAAAAAUACGGCAAUUAGUAGAUCGAUAGCCCUCCUUCUUCUGUCCUGGGACUCAAGGCAGUGGGAAGGAGGGUUCUCAGGGGGUCUCCCAUUCUUGCACUGACCAGGCCGGAACCUGCUUAGCUUCAGCAAAGUGGUGCAUCAUGUUCUUAUGUCCUGGAUAUUGCAGGGUAGAUAUUAAGGGUUGCUCUUUUGGGCAGCAGACUUUCCCCAGCAGUCAAAGAUUCUGGGGUCCAAGUGCCUUGGACAACAGGGCCUUGGGUGCAGACCUUCCAGUUUAGUCCUCAGUCAGAGAUUGGGCUUCAACUGCUUUGCAUCUUCGACCCAGUUUAAGCUUCUGGUUGAACAAGGCAUCUUUGAAUAGCAGGGUCUACAAUCUUCUGAUUGUUUAGAACGAAGUCUGUUUGUAAACUUACUGUGGCGCUUGCCUCCUAGGUGGGUCAUAAGGAAAGGGUUAAAUGAGUGUGAAGUGAUUGGCCUGUGGAAACAUAGGGGAGGAGUUAGAGUUAGAGUUGGAGUGUGUGGAAGUCAGUUGAGAGUUGGAGAAGGAAGAGGGAGGAAUAGUCUGUGGGUUGUCGAGUUGUGUUGUGAGAGAGUGAGAGGAAUUGUUAGGUGGAGUCAGAUAGUUGGAAUAAUCAGUUUGAAGUUGUUAGGAACAUUGGGUCAGUAAAGAAACGAAGAUUAAGAAACUGCCAAGAAAAAUUAACUGAAACCAUAAGCUUUUUCAUGCUUAUAAAAAAUAAGCUUGAUUAUUUGUUAAUGUUAACAAUUGUCUGGACUCCGUGUGUACCCGAGGGAAAUGGGUUGGUGGCAGCGAAGAAAGCAAUUACAGUGGUGGCACAAUGUCAAUACACCGUCAAACGUCCGGGGACCCUGUGUGAUCGCCACACUUACCAUUGCGUAUUACUUGAGAGUUAUGUCGAUUUAGAUUUCCAGACCCCCAUUUCACCCGUCUUUCUGGUGGCAAAUGGAUGCCUGCCCUGAAUUCAUGCAGAGGACAGAGCUCUCCUCAUUCCUUCCAUUCCACCAUUUAGACAGCUAUAAAUCCUAGAUGGUUGUCUCUGUUUCCCGAAGAACAUGUGUGUGGCAUCUGAGUUGCAUCAAGCAAGCCAUAAAAUUGGCUGCCAGUGUGUCUUGCGCAUAUCGCCUUGUCUUUCCCAAACAAUGGCCGUCUAUUUAGAGCAGCUCAUCCGAGGAAUAUUUUGCCCGCCGGCUCACAGGGGGUACUUGCUGCCAUCUUGAGACGAGCACAGUUCAGUUGAAAAACAAGAGGAUUGGUGUCAACACUGGUUUCGGAAAGACUGGGUCGAAUCUUGCAGCACAGAUCUCUUGCUUUUAUGCUACUGUGUUGUGGGCAUUGGGUUGGCGCCAGAGAAAUGCCAGCCUGGGCUGUGGCAAGGGUGGCUGAGAGAGCAGAGGAGGAUUUCUAGAGAGCAAGUGGAUGCAUCUUCUAUAUGCAGGUCCAUGCUAUUUUUAAGAUUCCCCCCCCUCCACCACCACAGCCCCCUUCACCACAGCACAUCUCAUUUGGCAGGAGCUGCAUGGCUGCUGCACAGGUCGGGUGAGUCAGGCUGCAGAGCGAGGGGGGGCUGAUCUUGGUGGAUUCCCCAGCUGUACUAGUGACACAUAAAUCAAUGGCAGUCGCAACUCUGCUUUCCUUAAGAGCACUUCAGCCCAGUGAGCUAACCUAUCUUAAGGAAGGAACAGGCAGAUGAAAGAGCACAGAGUAUAAUUUGUGGCUUGCUCUUUGCACAUUGGGACUCGGGUGGCGCUGUGGGUUAAACCACAGAGCCUAGGACUUGCCGAUCAGAAGGCUGGCGGUUCGAAUCCCCAUAAUGGGGUGAGCUCCCAUUGCUCGGUCCCUGCUCCUGCCAACCUGGCAGUUUGAAAGCACAUCAAGGUGCAAAUAGAUAAAUAGGUACCACUCCGGCAGGAAAGUAAACGGCGUUUCCGUGCGCUGCUCUGGUUCGCCAGAAGCGGCUUAGUCAUGCUGGCCACAUGACCCAGAAGUUGUACACCGUCUCCCUCAGCCAAUAAAGUGAGAUGAGCGCCGCAACCCCAAAGUCAGCCAUGACUGGACCUAAUGGUCAGGGGUCCCUUUACCUUUUUACCUUUGCACAUUUAGUUCAGCAGAAUGUUACAUUAUGUUUUGCAGAGGGUAGAGAGCAGCUCAGUGAUCGUUCAGUUUCUUUCCUUCCACUGCCUACCAUUUCGCAUGAUGCUGUUUACUUUAAUAUAAACAGCUGUAGUUUUGCAUAGCCAAUACCAUCCCCCCCCCCCCCAGGUACCCUAGCCAAACCUGCUGUGAAUUUGAGUGGCCCGCCUCUCAGGCCUUUGUAUUUAAUUAAAUUCACCGUUUCUGUUUCAGAAUAUAGCAUGUUUUCAAAUGUGCUGAAGAACUGCCGGAAUUGGAAUAAGGAGCACUCCGUGUUCAAUCAGAGAACUGAAGAAUCCUCUGCAGCUCAAUAUUUUCAGGUAGAGGUCCAUUGCAUCACAAACCUAGAAGAGGUAAAUUCAUUACUUUCCCUGUGUUUCUGCACUUCCUGCUCAGAGCUGGUUUCUGCAGCCGUGACUUUGCCCUUCUUGUGUGAAGUGCAGCAGGCAAGGGGGGAAGGGCACAAUUUUAUAUAUUUGUUCCUGUUUUUCCUGUUUAGUUUUAUGGCUGCUUAUCCCAGCAACAGAACAUGAUGCAGGAUUUUGUGAGGACGGCCACAUAUCACAGAGCAAUACUACAGAACCAUAUAGAUUUUAAGGAUAAGGUAAGCCCUGUUAAAAGUCUGCCCACCCCAAUUCUCUCUCCCUCUCCCUGUAAAAUAUUGAAUUUUCCAUUAUAACAGACAUUGCAACAAGCCAAAACCACAAAACUACCGAAGAAAAACCAAACAGAAAAGAUUACAGAAGGAAUACAGGAAGAAGACAAUGUUACAUGUUAAAUAAGCAUCCUUAGAUAAGGGAUAGAAGACAAAAUGAUUAUUGUAAAAAAGGAUCAGUCUUGUAUUAGUUGGCCAUGUUUUCUGGAUAGGUGUGUCUUACUCUUUGUGGCUUAAUUCUGGAACCGAAUAAUCAGUUAUGUUGGCAUUUUAAAUAUUUGCACUGGCCCACCUGCCUACAGUCUUGUUCAUACUAUUGUUAUAAUUAGAGAUGGGAGCCAAAUUCAGUUUAGUUUGCAUCUAAAUGUGAGCCUUCCUAAUGUGUAGUUCCCAGUACAAUACACAACCAAAACACAGACCUCUUUUAUUUUUCAUUUAUGUAUUACAUUUAUAGACCACCUUUAUCUUCCAAGGAGCUCAAAGUGGUGUAUGUGGUUCUCCUCCUCCCCAUUUCAGCCUCACAACAACCCUGUGAGGCAGAUUAGGCGAAGAGAUGGUGACUGACUCCAAGGUCAUCCAGUGACUUUUGUAGCUAAGUGGGGUUUCAAACCCUGCUCUCUCCCCGGCCCUAGUCCAACACUCUAACCAUUAUGCCAUUUCCCCCAAUUCUGCAGUGCAGUUUGCCAGGCAAAUAAUACGCACAGAAAUGCAUGUACUGCCAUAAAGUGUCCAUUAGUGGAAAAUAACAUACAUAAAUGCAUUAUAUUCUUGAAAACUGCCUUGCAAAAAUUUAUAUAGGAGGCAAAAUUGCUUACGAAGAAGAAAUGCUUGUGAAUUUUCACUCCUUUUAAAAAUGGCAAGCUAUGUGGAAUUGUGGAGAAGUGAACUUUAGAUUGGAAAAUGAGAAACAUAGGAAAACUGAAAUGGACAGAUUUUGCCCAUCCCUACUUAUAAUUUAGACAUAUGUUUGAACCUAUUGCCAUUCAGUGAGCGCAGGAUCUGCUCUGACCUCCAGGAGCUCCCCAGGAUCUCAGGCUCAGAUCUCUACCAGCCUGAAGAUAUUUUUCACAAGAAACAGGCAUCUUCUUCUGCGCGCAAAGCUUGUCUUCUGCCCCCCCGGCUACAGCCCCUUCCUUUCCCAAGGGCUGCCCUAGGAGACGUGUCCAGCACAGAAAGGGAUGGAUCCUGGAUCUCUGUGAGCCCCACAGCCUCCCGUCAGGGGCCAGAAAACGGCUCUCCUCAACUCUUCCCCAAGUCAAUAGACGGGAAGCAUCGUUGAAGUCAGAAUCUUUAAACAUACAGGAAAACGAAACCUCACAGUUUCUUUGAAGGCUCCUUCUGCCGUUGCCCACCUCUGAGGAAUUUUUGACAGUAUCAUGAUCUGCUGUUUCCUAUGUUCUUAUAUUACUUGGCUAAGAAAUCGGUUUGGUUUGGUUCUUGUUUUUUGAUCUUCAUUAUUAACUCCCACCCAUAUCUGCAUUUUUUAUUUUUAAAAGCCUGACAGUAUCACAACUGCUCUGUGGGGUUAAUGGUUUCAAGCACACAAACGGAUUGAAACGGGCUGUUGCAGUUUUCCGUCGGUGAUAUAAAAGAGAGCUCAUUCGAUCCUGUAGUAGGAACUGAAAAUAAGAUCGCCGUGUUUGCAAGUUUGAGUAUCCCCUGAAUCUCUGUACCUUGGUUCUCAAACUUCAUCCAUUCCAGAAGUCCGUUCCAAAACCAAGGCAUUCCAAAACCAAGGCACACUUUCCCAUAGAAAGUAAUGCAAAACAAAUUAAUCUGUUCCAGAUUUUUAAAAACAACCCCUGAAACAGCCAUUUAACAUGAAUUUUACUAUCUAACAAGACCAUUUCCAUAAAAUGAAAGCAAUAAUCAAGGUACUGUUCUAUAAAAUAAAGAAGGCAGCAUUGUAGAUGAUAAAAAUAAAAAAAGCAUUUUUUUCUUUACCUGCACUGAUGACAGUCAUUGUUUGGAUGGGGGGCUUUUAUCCAUUUCUGCAGUCACACAAUCAAUCAAUCAAUAGCUGAACUGGGUUCCACACAGUCACAAAAACAAAUUAAUUGAAAAAGCCUCAAAAACAAAAACGCGAAAAUGAACAGCAGAAACAAAAGUGCCAAACUUAAUCUGUUCUGGAAGUUUGUUUGACUUCCGAAAUAUUUGAAAACCAAGGCACGGCUUCUGAUUGGUGCAGGCGCCCCGGAAACAAUAGCUGACAGCUGCGUCAGACACCCAGCUUCCGAAAAACCGGAAACACUUGCAGGUUUUCAGCGUUUGAGAACCAAGGUACCACUGUAACAAAAUUGCAGUGAUUAUAGUUGGAGCUGCGGAAAUGCAACAGGAUUAUUUUCAUUAGACUAGACUCGUUUUUAUCAAAAGUACACUUUAAGACUGGCAUGUGGCACAUGGUUUCCACGGUAACAUUAAUUUUCUGGCGCAUGAGGAGAAAUUAGUCCUUUAUUGCUUUGGGUUUCUCGUUUGGUCUUGAACCAACCUAAUGACUCGCUUUUUAAGGCCAUUAACUCAGCCCUGCUGUCAACUUUUAUGAGGAACCAAACUAGAACAUUCUGCAUGUCAGAAACACAUCCCAACACACGCCCCCCAAACAGAGCCAGUUGUAUUCUUGGUGAUUUACCACUUUACAAAUUUUAUUGCUCUUUCCUAGGGAGGUGCAAGCAAUUAAGUGGCAUUCUGAGAUGCUGCCAGAAAUUUUGCAGCAGUCACUUGAAGCUUAUAAUGUGGCUUUAUUACAUAAGUUAGAUCCAUUUAAUGACCAGUUUGGCUUUAGCGGUUUUCAGAAUUAAGCAAUUUUCUGUUUAAAUUUGAUUUACCAUGUUUGUAUCAGAACAACUGUGUGUGUGUGUGUGUGUGUGUGUGUGUAUAUAUAUAUAUAUAUAUAUAUAUAUAUAUAUAUAUAUUAUGGAAAGGUGUACUUUGAUACUGUUGGGUUUUGUUGUAAAACUUGAUUGUGCACAUCACAACCAGAAGCACACUUCCUCUUCAAAGAAAAUGGAUGCUUGGCUUAAAGAAAUACUAUAUAGUAUUGUAAAAAUAUAUACUAUUAUAGCUUUUUUGUGUAUACCAGAAGGUUUUCCCCCAGGUUGUGGCCCAUAUAGCAAGGAAAGAAUACCUUGGGAUCCCUUCUAGAGUGGAAAAUCUUCAUUAUGGAAAGCAUUUAUCUCUUGUGUCCUCCAGCACACUCCUUUAAAUCUUUCUUCAGGUGAACAGAUCUGGCCACCUAAGCCAGUUCAUCUGCUUUUCCCUGAUUCUGCACCAUUCAAGAAUCUAAUAGGCUCAGCUGAGUGUGUUUUAUAUUUAGUGAAUGCAAUAAAUUUAAAUCUUGGAUCACAAACAGAGAUUAUUUCUCCCCUUCUUUUGUUUCAAGGUGAUCCUAGAUGUUGGCUGUGGGUCAGGAAUCCUUUCGUUUUUUGCUGUGCAGGCUGGAGCGAGAAAAGUCUAUGCAGUGGAAGCCAGCUCUGUGGCCAAAUAUGCUGAGGUGAGCACAUUGGGUUGGGUCCCAUGGCUGAAUGAGUUUGGCACGCUUUGCUGUGCGCAAGAGAAACAAGAUCUGCAUUGGUGUGCUGCAAAUUGAGAAGGGCCAGCAGUUUGAGUUGCUGCUGCCCAUGAAGUGCUGCUUCUGUGCAAUCCUUAUUAUUCACUCCUCUUUGUUUUGGGGUGGAGCCUAGAUUUGCUUUCAUUUCAAGACCUCUGUUACCAGGGGAGGGCAGUUCUCUCCCUCCCUCAAGGUCUUUAAGCAGAGGUUAGGCAGCCAUUUUUCAUCUCCGCCAAGCUAAGCAGUUGGCUCCUUACCUCUCUCGCCCUGACCUAGCCAUUGUGAUCCACGUGACGGUCAUCUCCAGACUGGAUUAUUGUAACUCGCUCUACGUGGGGCUGCCCUUGAGACUGACCCAGAAACUCCAGCGGGUGCAGAAUGCCGCAGCGAGACUCCUUACGGGGUCCUCGCUGCGAGAUCACAUUCACCCGGUGCUAUACGAGCUGCACUGGCUCCCGGUGGAGUACAGGAUCAGGUUUAAGGUGCUGGUUUUAACCUUUAAAGCCCUAUACGGCCUAGGACCCUCGUACCUACGGGACCGCCUCUCCUGGUAUGUCCCACAGAGGAACUUACGAUCUUCAAACAAAAACAUCUUGGAGGUCCCAGGCCACAGAGAGGUUAGGCUGGCCUCAACCAGAGCCAGGGCUUUUUCGGCUGUGGCUCCGAUCUGGUGGAACGCUCUGCCACAAGAGACUAGGGCCCUGUGGGACUUGACAUCUUUUCGCAGGGCCAGCAAGACAGAGCUGUUCCACCAAGCCUUUGGCCAGGGCACAGCCUGACUCCCUCCUUUGGCAAUCUUCACAGAAUGAUUUAGAAUGUUGUAUUAUUUUAUUGUUGUUAGCCGCCCUGAGCCUGGCUUCAGCUGGGGAGGGCGGGAUAUAAAUAAAAAAUUAUUAUUAUUAUUAUUAGUGGCAGAUCCUCCAGCUCUGGAUUUCCUUCCUGGAUCAAGCAGUUGGGAUGGAUGGUCUUGAAAGCCCCUUCCCUCCAGCUCUGAUUCUGGUUCCUUAGUCCAGGGACUGAAGAACUUUUUUAGUGGUACGCGGAUGGCACUGUGGUCUAAACCACUGAGCCUCUUGGGCUUGCCAAUUGGAAGGUUGACGGUCCAAAUCCGCAUGACAGGAUGAGCUCCUGUUGCUCUGUCCCAGCUCCUGCCAACUUAGCAGUUCGAAAGCACACCAGUGCAAGUAGAUAAAAAGGUACCUCUGCGGUGGGAAGGUAAAUGGCAUAUCCGUGCUCUCUGGUUUUCGUCACGGUGUUCUAUUGUGCCAGAAGCGGCUUAGUCCUGCUGGCCCCAUGACCCAGAAAAGGUGUCUGCAGACAAACACCGGCUCCCUCGGCCCAAAAGGCAAGAUGGACACUGCAACCCCAUAGUUGCUUUUGACUGGACUUAACCAUCCAGGGGUCCUUUACCUUUUAACUUUACCUUUUCUUUAGUCCAGGAGUCCCAGUUCUGUUUUCAGAGAGGUGCAGGGAAGGGGAACAGACAGAAGCAGCAGAGAAGAGACAAGAAGAGUUCAGAGAUAUUUUUUAAAAAAUAAUUUUGUCAAUUGUGUGUCUUGGCUUCUCAGUUGUAUUGUGUUAUUUUAUGCACUGUGACUCGCUGUUAAUUUCAUUGAUUAUAGUUUAGAAAUUAUUUAUUGCUAUUAAGAGUGAAUUUCUGUUUAAUUAUCAUUUGCUGAUAUUUAAUUUUAUUGUGUGCUAUUAUAUUCUAAUGGAUUGUUGAAUAUUACUUUUAUUUGAUAUAAGUUGUUUAUUUAAAGCUACGUUUUUAUAGUGGCAUUUCUGUAUUGGAUCAGAUUAUUAUAAGGUGUGUGAUCUUUGCUGCUGCUUCGGCCUUUAAACUGCCUUGUGUGCAGUAAUAUAGAAAGGCCGUAUACAGAUUAAAAGUGAAAUGAAAGGUAGACAGUCAGCCCACCAGUCUGUAAAACAACCCAUACAACAGAUGCAAAUCUGGAAGGGUCAUGUGUCUCCCAUAGCAAAUGUAACUGAAAUUUUACAAAGAGCUGCUUUGACAAGUCUGUUCAGUGGGAAAGUCCACUGAAGAUGCAAAUGUUUCACUGAAUUAGUCCUAGUCAACAAGUUGCAUAUGGUUCAAUAAUGUAAAAAACUAAAUUUAUUUAGAACCUCCCAUUACAUGACUAUGAUAUUUUUGCUGUACCCGAAACCCAGUGAAAGCAUUGCGGUCUGAAGCACUGAUAUUGGAUGCCACAACCAGGCAGCUGACUCUCCUGGUCUUUGAUGGACUUAAUAACAUCAACCAGGAAUGAGUGACAUGUCCCCCAGUUGGGGGUCUCCUGGGUCAUCCCCAACAACUUUCUUUGGGAAACGAAUGAUGUCUUUAUUGCCAGUUUUGUAGACCAGCCCAGUAGGGACAAAUCAGUAGACUGAAAAGUUACACAAAUCUGGAGUUUAGGAAUGGGAAGAACUGAAAUCUGCACGUAGUGGUUACUGCCUUUCCCUUUUUAAAAAAGCUAUACAGUGGUACCUCAGGUUACAUACGCUUCAGGUUACAGACUCCGCUAACCCAGAAAUAGUGCUUCAGGUUAAGAACUUUGCUUCAGGAUGAGAACAGAAAUCAGGCUCCGGCGGCGCAGCAGCAGCAGGAGGCCCCAUUAGCUAAAGUGGUCUUUCAGGUUAAGAACAGUUUCAGGUUAAGUACGGACCUCGGGAACGAAUUAAGUACUUAACCUAAGGUACCACUGUAUAUAGAUGCCAUUCAAUUAAAUGGCUCUGCUGUUUAUCCAAAACUCUGGAUAUCUUAAUAUAUUGGCUGUUCCCGAAGUUAUAUGGACUGUAAUAGAAUGCAAAAUAAUUUGGAUUAGAUUUAAAAUUAUGUGCUGUGUUGUCAUGUCACAGACAUCAUUUGGUUCAACAUAGAAAAUUAUAAAUGACCAGCUGGUGUUUUUAGUUCAGUGUGCCAAGUUUUCUCCUGCACGACUCCCUAAUUUAGACUUACAGUUGAAAUGCUGCGAUCCUAAACUCAGUUGGAAAUGUGCUCUACUGAAACAAAUGGGGUGUUUCAGACAAACGUGUUUAGGGCUGAGAUUUCAGCUACUUGUAUAAAGAUUAAGUAAGAAUUUUGUGUCGAGCUGAAGGGAGUUUAUGGCGAGCACUUGAACAAACAGGACAUGGGAGCAGCUAUGCGUGAGGAACAGUUGUCUAUGGGGAAGAGGUCAACUUGCGCUGGGGAUCAUUAGAAAUAAAAAAUUGGCCCUUGAGGAAUACAGAGGCUGUUAGGAAUACAGAGGAAUAUCUGAGGCUGGUGGAGGCGGGGAUCAAUAUAGGAGCCUUUAUUUUCCAAAGAGGCCCCAAAACAAGAAGUGAUCGUUCUUAUAGAUGCUAAUGUCAUUGUGGAUGAGGGUUGAGGAUGAGGGUUUCUACUGAACAAAAGGUGAAAUUUGGAGAAAGAAAAGGGAAUUAAGUUGCUAGUUUUGUUCUGUUAAGCCUCUUUUUCAGAGUAGUCUUCUUGAUUUAAUAUAUUUCAUCUCCCUUCCUUCACCACAUUGACCUAGUUUACGUGAUCGAAUCCCGUCUUAAUAAGACAGUGCCUGUGUACGCAAACUAAGUCCCCACCCACAGCUCCUUUGCUCUUUCCUUCCAUGUGUGUGAGGAACACACAUCGUGGUAAACUCUCGUACUUCCUAGUCACCCCCAUCUGCCCCCAGAUUAUAGGAGCUCCCAGAAGAGAGUCUCUGAAGAUGACUUUAGGACACAGACAUAUUUGUUCAAGAGAUGGUGCUCCUUCAGGUAGGACCACUCUGUCAGAGAUUGUGCAGUGCAAUGGGCUGCAUCCAAUCAAUGCCCAAUAAUAAUAAUAAUAAUAAUAAUUUUUUAUUUAUACCCCGCCCUCCCCAGCCAAGGCUGGGCCCAGGGUGGCUAACAAGCAAUAAUAAAAACAAGUUGAAUGAAUACAACUUAAAAACAAAAUUAAAAUACAACAUUAAAAUAUUGAAACAUUAAAAUAUUAAAAUAUUAGUUGCUCUGCAUUUUAUUUCCAUUGAACAACAAGUGAAAAUGAUGGAGGAUCAUGGCUCAGGUCAAUCACAAUUACUAGAAGCUCACAAGAUCAGGUAGUAGAAGCCAUUCUUGGCAUGGGCCAACUCCUUCAACACCAGUUGGAAAAGAUCGAGAUUUGUUUGUAAGUCCACUAAAAUUGCCAGGUCUGUACACCAGAAACAGUCCACACUGGGCUACAUCCCAAGAGAAAGAGGAGGGGAGGAGGGUCACAUAACGCCGUAGUCCUUGGGUGGCCCAUCUGGCAGUCAUAGGAUUAAUGGUUCCAAGUGCAUCGUCAUGCCAGAUAAAAUAACCAAUUUCUAGCUGCUUUAUGAAGCACUACAAAAAGCAAUAUUUUCCCAGCCUCUGCAUUUCAACAUCUGAUGAGAUUUUCUAGUUUGUUUCCCUCAUCCGAAGCAAAUUCUUUAAAAGUCUGUGGCCUUGUUUCAGCAAGUGACUCGGCUGCAAUCAUAAUCCUUAAAAUCUUGAGCCUUUUAAACUGAAAUGCGUUGAAUUUUGUCUGCUUAAGGUCAGGCAUGUGAUCAAACUGCUUCAGUGCUAUUUUAUUGGAGUACGGUGCUUCUCUACCUUGUUUUGCCUGUCAGUAAAAUAGAUACUGCUCUGGAAAUUCUGGUUAAGGGCAGGUAAGAAAUAAUAAGAAUAAAAAUAAUAAUAGGUUGUGGUUUGUUUGUUUUUUAUAUUAAUUAGUCACUUAUUACCCCAGGCUUUUAGCCAAUGUACAACGUAAAAUGUACAACAAAAAUGGAAACACAAAUAAAACAACAAAUGAUCAAAACAGAUAAACUACAACAUCAACAUUGUAUUUGUUUUUAGCAGCUGUGGAAGGAAACACAACGGCAAAGGUGGCUUAAGGCAUUCUUCUUGUGGGCUUCUACAGAUGUAAUUUGCCUACUUGAUACCCCCUCGUAUUAGGAGAUUUGAGUGUUAGAAACUCAGAUACAUAAGCUAGAUGCCAAACGGCUCCUUCAACCAGGGUUAAAGGUAAAGGGACCCCUGACCAUUAGGUCCAGUCGUGGCUGACUCUGAGGUUGCGGUGCUCAUCUCGCCACAGAGACUUGCUGAUCAGAAGGUCGUGGUUCAAAUCCCCGCAACGGGGUGAGCUCCCGUUGCUCGGUCCCUGCUCCUGCCAACCUAGCAGUUCGAAAGCAAGUCAAAGUGCAAGUAGAUAAAUAGGUACCGCUCUGGCGGGAAGGUAAACGGCGUUUCCGUGUGCUGCUCUGGCUCGCCCGAAGCGGCUUAGUCAUGCUGGCCACAUGACCCGGAAGCUGUACGCCGGCUCCCUCAGCCAAUAAAGCGAGAUGAGCGCCGCAACCCCAGAGUCAGCCACAACUGGACCUAAUGGUCAGGGGUCCCUUUACCAUUAUAUACAGCGUGCUUACAUUCUGCAUGGACUGGUUGCAUGGCAACGUGUGCAAGUGGCUUGAGAUACCAUAAAUGACCAUAUAGCAUAUAUUCAACACAAAAAAAACAGCGACAUUUUGUUGUUGACAAAGGACAGCUGGACAUAGAAAGGGCCCCAUUACCUUCAGGAGCUGAGGGCCUCAUCAAACCUCAAUACGGCCCUGCACCUGGGCAUCUUCACGUGGUCUCAAGGGGGUCAUAGGUGCAAAAUGCGCCUGGUGCCUGGCUAAUUUCAAACGCUGGGAGAUCUGGGGAGAGGUGUCAUCAGUACACAGAUGAUACUAGCGCUGCUUCUCUGUUAACAUUCCAUUGAUCACGGCUUUCUGCCGGUGAGAGGCUUCUGCAGGUGCCAUCAUAUCUAGAUGUCCUUUCUUCAGGGUCUUCAGUACUGUGGCACCUGCCUUUUGAAAUUCCUCGUCUUGAAUAUUUGACAGGGGCCGCCUGUUGUCUUCUGGAGGCCUACGGAAGACCUUCCUCCUUCAACCAGCCAUUUAGGUUGAGAUCCUUCCUGAUCCACAUCUGCAUUGUAAUUGUUUUUAUCGCCUUAUCACUUGUUUGCCAUCCUGAGCUCCUUUGGGUGGGAUAAUAAUAAUAAUAAUAAUUUAUUAUUUAUACCCCGCCCAUCUGGCUGGGUUUCCCCAGCCACUCUGGGCUGUAAAUCAAAUAAAGAACUAUUGAAUAAAUACAUAGUAUUUAUAGAUGAAAGAAGCUAAUGCAGUUUGGUUGUGUGUGUUUUUUAUGCCUCCUCGUUACAGAUUCUAGUACAAAGUAAUAAUCUCUCUGAUAAGAUCAGCGUUUUGACGGGGAAAAUUGAGGAAAUCUCCUUGCCUGAGAAUGUUGACGUCAUUGUUUCUGAGCCAAUGGGUUAUAUGCUGUUCAACGAGAGAAUGUUGGAAAGUUACCUCCACUCCAAGAAGUGGCUGAAGUCAAAUGGUGAGUCUGUGUUCCACAGGAACGAACUGGAGGAAAUAAGAAUUUACCAAUUUGGAUCAGAGUAGUGGUGAUUUCGUAGGGUCUUUGGGAUACAACCCCCCGCCUCCCACCACUGUCAGAGCUCAUGUUAGCGUCUUUCUGGCAUAUUUAAUAUUCCUGAUUGCUUCUCGAUUCAUGCCUUAUAUCCUCCACAAUAAGCUCAACGCAAUAACCCACAGAUGAGACCAUGCAUCACCAAGGAGCUCUGUUUCCACUUUUGUCUCCAAAUAGUCUUGGACUCCCUGCUAGAGAGAAUCCCUGACUCAAGUCUGCUAAGAGACAGCUGAAUUAAUAUUAGAAGCACUCUGAAACUUUCAAGAUGAUUUCAUUCUAAAACAACUUUUGUCUUGCGGAGCAUCUGGACUAGGGAAAUGACAGGAUGGGAAAAAUUUACAGCCCAUUUAAAUUAAAAGGGGGGGCUUCUCUACAGAGCACCUGUUUAGAAUGCUUUGUAGAGAAUGUCUGGACAAUUAUGUCUGGACUUUGCAAAAACAAAACUAGCAUAAACUAAGAGGGAGUUGGGUGCAGCGUGGAAUAGGAAAGUCUGGCAAGAUGUUUGACUUUAUGCCAAAUCUUCCUCGGGAUGCAGCAAAUAUCUCUCUUAGCCUAUAUGUUCAGAUUCUUUGUCCUCCUCCGGUGGUACACUUUGCUGCUUUAAAAGUUAGUGUUUCUUAUUGUAAUAGAUGUUUAGUUCUUAAUCUCUGUGCUUCUGAUUCAAAUCCUGCUUUAAUGGCAAUGCCGUUUGUACUAAUGUUAAGUCUUUUUUGUUCAUGAUAUAAAUGCAAUGGAUUUAUAUGAUUUCUGUUUAUAAAGCAUUUUAAAUCUAUGCACUGUGAGAUUGCUAUCAUGAAACAAUUUACUCUAAAUGAAUACUGAAUUCAGUGACUACUUGGGAGUAAAGAGUUUUAGGAUUUCAGUCUGUAACCUCUACAUUCUUUACAAUGGCAUUGCCUUAUGACAAUGCUACUCCCCAUCUCAAACUGUGUUUGCAGAAAUGGAACAAUUUUCCUCCUAGCUAACAUUGUAUUAUUUGUUAAGUAGAAGUAUAAUUUCCUGUACAUUUCCUGCAUCUUCUUCAUAGGCUAGUUCAUUUCUGCAUUGCCAGGUGCACUGGUUUUAACCAAUUCACUUAUAAAAAUGUAUUAUCCGGACUUAUUUCCAUAGUUGUUGGGUAGGUUAAGACCUUAUUUAAUGGAGGUAUGGAUGACUGAUUCCUUGUCCUUCUCUGUUUGCAGUACAAGUCUGUAAUGUGCUCAUGCUUGUGUGUUUUGCAUUAGAUAGUCUGUGAAAUGGGCAUAAGGUCUGUAAAAUGUUUUGCAGUCUUUUGAUAUCAUCGAUAAACACACAGCAUCAUUACCAGUUCCUUUAUAUUGUCAGCCUUGAAGUAUGUUUAGUGAACAUCUGAAACUGUUGAUGGUUUGUUUAGUGGCAAUGUAUUAACAAUUAUAGGUUGAGUCUGUAGAUAGUUGUUCAGAAAUAUUAUCCUUUUCCUCCAGCUGUAGAAGAUGAAUGAGGAUAUAAUAUUGCCUUUGAUUUUAAGGAAGAAAUUAUUUAAAUAGCUAAUCACAAAUGAGUUAAAAACUGCAAGGUUUUAUCACUCAUGGCAGCAUAUUUGACUUGCCGUCUUAAGUUCUUUAUUGUUGCUAAUGGGCUUACUGAAAUGUGAUCAAGAAUUAGAGCAUAAAUUAUUAUCCACUCCGGAAUUAUAAAGAGAUAAACUGUUUGAGAUGGAGAGUGGAUGAUGUUUACUGGAUGUUUCCAACAAAUGUUUAAGUAGGGCUACACAGAAGAUUUGAACUUUGCUACUGUAUAUUAUCUUUUGUUCACUAGGAAUGAUGUUUCCAACAUUUAGUGACAUUCAUUUGGCUCCUUUUUCCGAUGAACAGCUCUACAUGGAACACUACUCCAGAGCCAAUUUUUGGUAAUGAUUAUUUCACUUUUUUCAAAAAAAAAAAAAAAAAAAAAGGAAAGGAAAAGAAAAUGUCUUUUGCUCUGCAGCAUAACAGAGGUCUCAAAAUGAAACUGCUUCUUGGAAUCACAAUGCAGUGGUGAAUUGUAUCUGUCAAAAGAAACUUCCUAAUUUCCUAACCCAUUUCUGUUUUGUUGAUCUGCAACUGUGGCGCUUACAGCUGAUUCGUGUGGCCAUGUUGUUUGUGCAUUGAUAACUGUUCUCAUGUGGUGGCUUGGCACUUCGAAGCGUUCGUCGUGUGGUGGCUCUUCACUUGAUGGCGUUUUCAUUACGAAGCAGAGGCAGGACCUGUCUAGGAAAGAGAUGAGAUUAUUUUAUGAUUAUGAUGAGAUUAUCUCCGCAAAUAUAGCCUACAACAGGAUACACGGUACCAUGCAGUCCUGCUCCAAGCAGAGAGAUAGAUGGGAUGAGAGAACUCUUUGCCCUGCAUUCCAUGAGUGGCGGAUUUCUGUAUAAGCUAAGCCAAAAUCCCUUAUUUUGGCUGCUGAUCCCUUAUUUUCGAGGCUGCUGGUCCCUUAUUUUCAAAUCUGUAAGUUGACAGCUAUGGAGAUUUGACCUAAUCUUUCCUCCCCUUUCCCAUACCAUAAGAUCUAAUUUAACUCUGUGUGCCAUCACACUGUACAUUGCUCCUCUUUCCCAACCUAUUAUGUAAAAUUGGGGGGGGGGGGGAGGCAGGAGUUUGAGGCAACAUGCUAUGCAGUAGCAUUUUCUAAAAUGUUUUAAAUCAGACAUUACAAGGGGGCUGUAGGGAAGAUGCACAGUGGCGAGAGCUUCAUAUCGCUUGUGAAAUCUAGUAUAUCCUCUGUGACCUCCUCUGUGACCUUCUCUGGAAUAUCCUCUGUGACCUCCGUAUACAUUGGUUGCCCACUUUCUGCUUUGCAAUUUCCCAUUUCUUGCACUUUUCCUUGUAAUGGAAAACACAGCAGGCUAAUGCAGAUGGAACCAAAAGCUGCUGUAAAAUGAAUUGAGCCACUGUUUAUUAUUAGAUCAUGCAGAUUUUUCUUCCAUUUCUACCUGAGGAUCUGGUUGAAUUGGUCAGAUUUGCGUUUGCUCCAUCAGAAGAGAGGUUGUGAUUUAUGAAAUGCUAAUCCACGGGGUUUUGAAAUCCUGCUUGUGUGGUGAGGAACCUAUGGCCCUCCAGAUAUUGCUAGACCACCCCUCCUGCCAGCCCCAGCCAGCUUGGCCAAUGGCCAGGGGUCAUGGAAACUGUAAUCCAACAACAUCUGGGAGAUGCUGUGGUUAUCCUACAUGGAGACAAUGAUUUGUCAUUCCUGCUUUGAACCAUUCAUCAUUAACUAAUACACUGAACUGGAACUACAAUAUUCUAUUUUAUGCAAAAAGUAAGGUAGUCAUGGGACACGGGUGGCGCUGUGGGUUAAACCACAGAGCCUAGGACUUGCUGAUCAGAAGGUCGGCGGUUCAAAUCCCCGGGUGAGCUCCCGUUGUCCGGUCCUUGCUCCUGCGAACCUAGCAGUCUGAAAGCACGUCAAAAUGCAAGUAGUUAAAUAGGUACCGCUCCGGCAGGAAGGUAAACGGUGUUUCCAUGCGCUGCUCUGGUUCACCAGAAGCUGCUUAGUCAUGCUGGCCACAUGACCCAGAAGCUGUACGCCGGCUCCCUCGGCCAAUAAAGCGAGAUGAGCGCCGCAACCUCAGAGUCGUCCGCGACUGGACCUAAUGGUCAGGGGUCCCUUUACCUUUACCUAAAGGUAGUCAUGCUGGUCCAUAGAAAACAAUCCAAAUCCCAUAUUAGGACAGUAUCUGUUGGGCCAACAAAAUGUCACAAAAAAGAAAAAGAGCCAAAGGGGGAGAAGAGGAAAGAAGAAAUACAGGUGGUCAAACACAUGUUUCUCCUUCCCAAGAAGCCUUGACGCAGCAGCCUCUCACCUGCAUAGCAUCUAAAGGAGCCUCAUUUUGAAUGUUUGUUACCUCCUCUUGGCAGACUCUGAUGGGUUGGCCAUCAUCCAUUCUUUCCCCUCUCUUCUUGCCCCGUGUGUGUGUGUGUGUGUGUGUUUUAACAUGUAGCCUGAUGAAGAUUUCUGGAGAACUUGAAAUCUUUCACACUGUUUUGUGGCAUUUUGGUUGACCUAUAAAGUGCUGCUUUAAUUUGAAUUUGGGGAUUGCAUUUUAUGUUCAUUCAAACUGACGUUUGCUUCUGGAUGCAUCCAAGUGGCAGACGAUGACAUGUGCAGGCAAGCUCCAGAGAUGACUCCUGCUGUGUGCAUGUUGGUUAUCUUUGGUGGUCAUCCCAUAGUAGUGCAGACAAGCAGGGCUUCCUUGUGGGAGGAGGAAGCCAUUGGCACUUAGCGUUUGCAUCGGCCUUGGGUGCCAAUUGCUGUGUUCACUGGCAGAAGAGGACACAAGCCGCUGGAGGGUGUGUUGUUUGUGGAACUGAACCUGCAUCUGUUGGUUUCAGCACCACCAUGUGGCUGCCCCUUCAUAGACCCAACUUAGACUUAUUUAUACUCAAAGCUUGCUUUCUGCACUGGUGGGUUUGCAAAACUUGUCUUCCGUAUGAGCUGUUUUUCUCCAUCUUUAUCAUUCUUUCUAUUUCCAGUUCCUGUAAUAACAAAGAUAAGCUGAAAUGGAAUGGUGCCAGCCCAUCAUUUUGUCGUUUUGUGUGUGCACCGUUUCUGUGUCCCAGCAAGCCAAAUAAGCAACUCAGAUAUUUGUUGCAUAGGGAUAGUUCAUGCUUCGUAAUCCUAAUGAGCAGUCUGAGGCAGAAGCACAACAGUUUCAUUGUAAGCUUUGGCAGGUUAGAAGCCUCUCUGGUAGUAUCAACGCAUUGUGCCGUCUUGUGGCCUUUGGGUCUUCAGCUGGAGAAAAUGUGAGACUUGGAUUUCACAGGGUUAUUUUUAAACAAGUAAAGAUUUUGUAAGAAAGUGAGAGAGACUUCACCAUUGGUUUUGCCUGCGUUUUGAGUAUGUUCUUAACAUUUAUACAGUGGUACCUCAGGUUACAUACACUUCAGGUUACAUACGCUUCAGGUUACAGUCUCCGCUAACCCAGAAAUGGUGCUUCAGGUUAAGAACUUUGCUUCAGGAUGAGAACAGAAAUUGUGCUCCGGCAGCGCAGCAGCAGCAGGAGGCCCCAUUAGCUAAAGUGGUGCUUCAGGUUAAGAACAGUUUCAGGUUAAGUACGGACCUCGGGAACGAAUUAAGUACUUAACCUGAGGUACCACUGUACUGGCAGGGAUGAAAUCUUCUUACUCCUGCCCUUAAGGAAAGUAACUUACAUUGAUGUACAGUACAGUGGUACUUCUGGUUACGAACGGGAUCCGUUCCAGAGGCCUGGCCGUAUCCCGAAAAUUUCAUAACCAGAGGACUGCUUCUGCGCACGCGUGCAGCGCCACAGAGCACUUCUGUGCAUGCGCGAGUGGCAAACCCGCUUCCAGGGUUGCCACAUUUGCAACCCGAAGAUUACGUUACACGAGGGUUCACUGUCUUAGGCAUUUGUAGCUACCAGAGAGUAAUGAGACAUGUAUUUUAUUAGCAAAGAAACAAAGUCAGAAAGCCCUUACUCCAUUCGUUUUCAGAAAGCCAAUGAAAGCCAUGAUACUAUCUACGUGUCUCGUUACGAGGUCAGAACGAGAUUUGGACAAUUUGCAGGAGAGGUACCAAACUGAAAUGUAGAAAAUGUGGGUUUGCAGGAAAAUCGUGUUUUUUUGCAGAUUUUCUCCCUGAACCAGAUGAACAUGACAAAGGAGAAUGGCCUGAUGUAAAUAAAGGCUCCUGGAACCUCCUUAGCUAUUAAUUCUGAGGUUUGGAUGGCCAUCUGUCAUGGAUGCUUUAGUUAAGAUGCAUACAUCGCAGGGGGUUGGAAUAGAUGACCGUUGGGGUCCCUUCCAACUCUGUGGUUCUGUGAUUCUAAGAUUCUAUGGAGUGUAUCGAGUUUCACCUGAUUUUAGCCAUACUGCUCCAUUUUCCCAGGUUUGGGACAGAGCUAGAUGUUGUACAAACUUUUGCUAAAUCUUUCAGAAAGUGGUGCCAACUGCAACACCACAUGGUGAAUUUGCACUCCUGGUGAUCUCCACAGCAACAUUUGUUUACCCCAAUGGGGGUUUUGUUUUGUUUUUUAAAUCCCAGGUAUGUUAUAAUUUCUUAUCCAUUGAAGACAACAGAGAUCAGAUUCAAUCAGAUUUGAGUUAAAUAUUUGUCCAGACGUCAUAGGGCUGUGCAGUGAUGACUCCUGUCACUUGGCGCCUCUGUAUAUUCUGCUCUUUUGCACUGAGUAGUGACUGUAAAUGUCCAAGGCAUCAGCUUUUCAAUCCCACGAGUGGUCAGUUCUGUUUUUAAGACAAGAAUGUUGACUUAGAUGUGUUCUAAGAGCUGCUCUCCUUUCCUUUCUGGAUAUAAUUUCUGUGUUGGGAAAAGGAGGGACAUCCUUCAUGCACUGCCUGGUUGGAUGCCAGGCAUGCGUUUGACUUGCGUCUUGAAGUAUGUUUGACCGGGUGUUUGCUGCUUGAUUUGACUGUGGAAAAGCGGCCAAGGCCAGCGGGAGUGGGGAACCUUUUGCCCUUUCCUUUGCCCCUGAAAGUCCGUCAGGGACCAGGUACCAAGUGUUUGCCAGCCCUGCAGGAUGAUGCUACCAUGUGCUUUUGCUGUCUUUCACGCAGCAUCUCUCUCUCUGCCACCACAUCACUUCAGGCCUCGCGACACAAAGGCAAGAAUGGCGGCUUCUCCAAACCAGGCUUAGGCUGUGUUUUUCCCUUUUUUGUAUUUUGGAUUCUUAUAGCACUACCAGCUCCCUUUAAAUCUUUCUUAGCUGUGUGAUGUACAUCAGUAGCUAUUAUUAUUAUUAUUAGUUCAAUCUACAGUGGUACCUCGGGUUACAUACGCUUCAGGUUACAUACGCUUCAGGUUACAGACUCCGCUAACCCAGAAAUAGUGCUUCAGGUUAAGAACUUUGCUUCAGGAUAAGAACAGAAAUCUUUUUUUUUUAAAAUGAUAUUUAUUAAAGUUUCAAAAAAUACAGGAAAAUACAGAAUACAGAAAAAAAGUAUAAAGUUUUUAAGAUAUGACAAAAAAGUAAAGAAUAAAAAGAAACAUACAAAAUAAAACAGUUAAAAACACGUUAAUUUUCCAUAACCUAUCUUCCUUGCACUUAUUUCCCCGGACCUCCUCGUACCUCCCUUUUUUGUAUUCCAGUUCAAUUUGUUAGUUCAGCAAAUCCUUACCAUUAAGCUUUUACCCAUUUGUAAGCCUUUUUUCGUAUCUCUCAGGAUAAGAACAGAAAUCUUGCUCUGGCGGUGCGGCGGCAGCAGGAGGCCCCAUUAGCUAAAGUGGUGCUUCAGGUUAAGAACAGUUUCAGGUUAAGAAUGGACCUCCGGAACGAAUUAAGUACUUAACCCGAGGUACCACUGUAUAUACUGCCCUUUAACCAAGGAUCCCAGGACGGUGUACAACAUUAAAAACAUAAUUUACGUGGCAUAACAACAACAACAACAGAACAAUCACAGAAAAUUUCGUGAUAACAAUCCUUCCACAUUUAAAAUGACACAGACUGUUUAAUAGCCAAAGGCCUGGGUAAAGAGGAUUUUUCCACGUGGCACCUAAAGACAUGGCGAGAGCAUUCCACAAACAGGGAGCCACCACAGAAAAGGUCUGUUCUCGGGUUGCCGUCCUCUCAGGGAGGGAGGGACACUGAGAAGGGUCUCUGGUGAAAAGCGCCGGGUCUGGGUCGCUUUGCAUGCAGUUGAUCAACAACCAGCAGCACAAACACCUUGCCCCAAAAGGGAGUUUGGCAAUGGUUGGUAGUUGCAUAGAUUCUCAGAAUACUGUCGGGGGGGGGGGUUCUUAAGGAGCGGUCUUAUUGCUACCCCCUUCAAACAGGUAGGACGCUCCCCCUCUUGUAAAAGGACAUCGAUCACUGUUAGGGUUCCAAGGGGUUGCUCGAGAGCAAGCAGGCAAAUGCCUCCCUGGUCGGCUGUGAAGCCUUGCUUUUGAUGCCAAAAUAAACUUUAUCUGUCCAGAGCACCACUCUCCCAUGGCUGGCUCAUUCACUGGCAGAAUCUGAGAGUGGGCGGUCCUUAAAUCUUCCCCAGCAGAGUAGUUUCUUGACGCCCAGUCUGCGCCUCCCCUCCCGGCGCGGAAGCCUACUGCGCAAGGAGGGCGUGGGUAACGGAGGACCUCUCUCCUCCCCGCUUUGCCCAGGCAAGGUGUCCUGGCACCGCCUCGCUUCCUCUGAGCCCUGAAGCUCCUCUCCACUGGAGGCGUGGUUACUCUCCUCCGCUGAGGAGGAGCUGCUUCCCACAAUCUUUGGGGGCUCUCUGUAAUCCAUCCGGCUUUUCCCCUCUCGCCCCUGAGCCGAUGGCAGUUCCCUGACAACCACCGCCUUUGCCCAGGCAGCCGUCGUCUCUCUGCUGAAUUUUAUCAGCCAAGAGGGGCAAGGCUCCACUGCGUCACCUUCCAAGACCCCUGGCUUAACCCGCCUUCCAUUGCUCGGCAGCCUUUCAGUCAGGGCUCCAAUUUCGGAGCUCCCGGCCCCUUCUUUAAAUCAGAGUUUGCUUCGAAACAUGAGCUUUACAUCUGGAUGACACUUGCACCUGAGAAAAGUGCAUUUGCUGUUGUGUUGCUUACGGCUGAUGAAUGCAUGUAAAUUUCAAGUUCUUCCUCUUGGUCGUCAGUUCCUGGCUGAAGUUAGUUGGGCCUCAAAAACUGGUCCCUCCCUGGGCCUUGGGAAAUAGUUGUAUGAUAGUGAUAAUGGAGGGGAGUUCUGUGGUCUUCAGCUGUGUGUGCUGCCCUCACGUGGGGUGUUAGUUUUUCAAAGACUUCCAGUACAUUGAAACUUGAAAGAGGCGCCAACGGAGGGCUCUUCCUUGGGAGAAUUAAGCAGCAAUAUCUCACCGUUGUUUGCUGAGCUCAUUAAUCCAGUACACAAUGAAUAACCCACACGCUGCAUGCUAUUUGAAGAGGUUAGCUGAAUGGAAAGACAGUAUCUUUGCAUAUCAAAAAAUAGGCUUUGAUCAGGCUUCAUAGGUGGUUUGAAGAAUGUGCAUGGAUCUGUGGCUGUUACAUGCAGCAUAUAGAGAUUUCUUUGUACAAUUUUCUUUUCUUUUCUUUACAACUACAUUAUUUCUUCUAGGUACCAGCAGUGUUUUUAUGGAGUCAAUCUGUCCAGUCUCCGCAAUGCAGCUGUAGAUGAAUACUUUAGGCAACCUAUUGUAGUAAGUCGUUUUUUAUUUUCUUGCUUUUUACUUUGCCUUACUCCCACACCAUGUUCCUCCACCUUCAGGAGCUCAGGGGCUGGGGGGGGUGUGCAUCUGGCCCCUUCAUUACAUAGCAUCUGGUGAAUGUGGAAGGGACACCUCUUUGCCCAGGAAUUUGACACUAGGGGCGUAUAUUUGUAGAACCCACCUUACUUCUGUAAUUGUAAGUUGUUUUAAAUUGUUUGUGUGUUGUAAUGUUGUAUUUUACUCUGCCCUGGGGCCUGGGGUGACACGUGGGUUAAUGUCAAUAAUAAUAAUAAUAAUAAUAAUAAUAAUAAUAAUAAUUUAUUUAUUUAUUUAUUUAUACAUACAUGCAUACAUACCCUGCCCAUCUGGCUGGGUUUCCCCAGCCACUCUGGGUGGUUUCCAACAGGAGAUUAAAAAUACAUUAAAACAUCAGUCAUUAAAAACUUCCCUAAACAGGGCUGCCUUCAGAUAUCUUCGAAACGUCAGAUAGUUUAUUUCUUUGACAUCUGAUGGGAGGGCGUUCCACAAGGCAGGUGCCACCACUGAGGAGGCCCUCUGCCUGGUUCCCUGCAACCUCACUUCUCACAAUGAGGGAACCGCCAGAAGGCCCUCAGUGCUGGACCUCAGUGUCCGGGCAGAAUGAUGGGGGUGGAGACGCUUCUUCAGGUCUACUGGGCCAAGGCCAUUUAGGGCUUUCAAGGUCAGCACCAACACUUUGAAUGGUGCUCGGAAACGUACUGGGAGCCAAUGAAGGUCUUUCAAGAGUCAAGGAGCUGUCAGGUGAGUCCAGGCUGACCACAGGGCAAUUAGCUUUUUCUUAACAGAAACUACCAGCGCAGCGGAGUUACUUAGGCUCAACUCGUUCAGCUUGAGGUAUGGCUGAACCUCACUUCCAGUCGAUCUUACUCCAGAUCCCUCCCCAGCAAACAAAGGCUGCAUCGAAGGGCAAGCUCCUCCUCUGGACUUGUCUUGCCCGCUGUUCAGUAACGUGCAGGACUCUCCUCGACUGGGACUGUCCUGCUGCAGGAUAGCAGGGCAACCUCUGGCUUCUCUCUGCCUGAGUCUGCGCUCACAGUGUGACUUUCAACCUCUAGCCCUGUCCUGGAAGGCUCUCCCUCUCUUGACACGCAUCUUUUAGCACCUCCCCAAGAGCCAGUAUGGUGUAGUGGUUAAGAGCGGUUGUCUCGUAAUCUGGUGAACCGGGUGCGCUUCCCCGCUCCUCCACAUGCAGCUGCUGGGUGACCUUGGGCCAGUCACAUUUCUCUGAAGUCUCUCAGCCUCACUCACCUCACAGAGUGUUUGUUGUGGGGGAGGAAGGGAAAAGGAGAAUGUUAGCCACUUUGAGACUCCUUAGGGUAGUGAUAAAGCGGGAUAUCAAACCCAAACUCCUCCUCUUCUUCUUCUCCCUUCCCCAGACUGCUCUUCAGUGUCCCACCACCACAUCCCGGGGUCUAAGUCUUCUUCUUCUGUGUCCUCCCUGGGGGGCUCUUGGGUGGGAGAUAGCCACCAUUCUUCCUCAUCCAGCCAGUCCCUCGCAGCUCAUAAUAAUAGCAAUAGCAGGAGCAAUAAUGUUAUAGAACAGAGGUGGUAUCCAUGUGGGACAGAGCUGCAUGUCACAUGUGUUUGUUCUUGCUUUGCUUUCCCUUAAGGUCAACAUCAGCGAAUGGGUCACACCUUGUAAUUCUCAGGGGUCAGCAAACUUUUUCAGCAGGGGGCCGUUCCACUGUCCCUCAGACCUUGUGGGGGGCCGGACUAUAUUUUUUAAAAAGGAAUAAUGAACGAAUUCCUAUGCCCCACAAAUAACCCAGAGAUGCAUUUUAAAGAAAAGCACACAUUCUACUCAUGUAAAAACACGCUGAUUCCCAGACCAUCCGCAGGCUGGAUUUAGAAGGCGAUUGGGCCGCAUCCAGCCCCCGGGCCUUGGUUUGCCUACCCAUGAAUUAGCUGGUAAUUCUUUUGAUCACAGUCAUUUUUUCUGAGAGCAUCUGAGCAAACGGAAAUGUAAAAGUCUGUUUGGAGUUGUUCUGAGGCAAAUAUUAUUCCAUUGACCGGUGCAUAACCGUGAACAGGUUUUGUGGGUUGCUUGUAAGUGCAAGGAAGGAAAUUUAAAUUCACGGCUUCCCAGCUUUAACUGGGCAGCCAGUGGGAUGCCUUCCUGUGUUGCCGGACUCCACUCCCAUCAACCCUAGUUAGCAGGACCAGGAGUCAGGGAUGAUGGGAGCCCCGACAGCAGCUGGAGGGCACCAUGUUGGCUCUCCCUGAUAGAAUCGGUACUGCAUUACUCAGUGCUUUUUUCCCUUUAAAAUGUUUAGGGGUACUCUCAUUUUGACACAAGAAAAUCACCAUUUCAUAGUUCAAAUCGGGGGAAAUAAAUACAGUAAAUGGACAAAAGUACAAAGAUUCACAAAAUGUUUAGGGGUAUGCGUCCCCCCAGAAAAAAAAGCACUGGCUUUACUAAAACAUUAACUGGGGGGGGGGGUAUGAAGGUCAGAAAUGCCUCUUGAUAUAGAAAUCCCUCAGGGUUCCAGAUAUAAGCAAUGUGUAUGAGGUGCAUAUUUCUUUUAACAGAGAGAGGAACAACUAAAAUAGCAUAUCAAAGGGACCAAGAGAAGGUAUAUUAUUGUGGGAGGAGGAAUUUUCUGUUUUGUAAACCUGCAGGACUAGAGGAGAGCAGGGGUCUGAUUCUCUCUUUUUCUCCUCUUCAACCCUCAGGAUACAUUUGACAUAAGAAUUUUAAUGGCCCGGACAGUGAAGUACACGGUCAAUUUUACAGACGCAGAAGAGGAAGAUUUGCAUAGGUAAGUGUCUGGAAAGAGUCCUGCUUUUCCAUGUCAAAUAAUUGUUUCUUUCUACACUUUUCUGCUUACGAGCAAGUGAGGGACUUCACAGCGUGUGUGUGGAUCCCAUUCAGGGUAUUUUAAGCCUCUAAUCCUUAAUGGCAUUUUAGCCUUGCAAAUUGCUGCAGUCGACUUAAGCACAGUAUUUAGGGUAAAAUAUAUCUUGGUGUGAAGUUUUUGUUGUUUUAAGAGUAAUGACAUCUGUCAAGAUAACCCUAGUAAAUAAAAUGAAAUACAGUCAUACCUCGGGUUGCAGACACUUCAGGUUGCGUGUUUUUGGGUUACUUCCGGGUUUCGGCGCUCGCGCAUGCGCAAAACCAUUAAAUUGCGCUAUGCGCAUGUGCAGAAGCCCCGAAUCGCGACCUGCGCAGACGUGGCGCUGCGGGUUGCGAACGUGCCUCCUGCACAGAUCACGUUCACUGUACAAGGUACAGUGGUACCUCGGGUUACAUACGCUUCAGGUUACAUACGCUUCAGGUUACAGACUCUGCUAACCCAGAAAUAGUGCUUCAGGUUAAGAACUUUGCUUCAGGAUGAGAACAGAAAUUGUGCUCCGGCGGCGCGGCAGCAGCAGCAGGCCCCAUUAGCUAAAGUGGUGCUUCAGGUUAAGAACAGUUUCAGGUUAAGUACGGACCUCCGGAACGAAUUAAGUACCUAACCCGAGGUACCACUGUAUAAUAAUUGAGUACAUAGGUAGAUUUUGUUAUAAUAAAUUAUCUUGGAUAAAAAUCCAUUCUAUUUUAUUUCUGGUAAACGUUUUGUGCUUAGCGGACCAGUGUCUAAAUGAAUGGUGAUAUUUGUAAUUUUUAACCAUGGAUUUCAAAUGCCACACUGGCAAUUUUCUUCUUCUACAGAGUGGAAAUCCCCUUUGUUUUCCAAAUGAUGCAGUCUGGGCUAAUCCAUGGUUUGGCUUUCUGGUUUGAUGUGGCAUUUGUCGGCUCACUGUACGUAUUCUUCUUCCUCGCUCCCAAAAGUUACCUUGGAACUUCACUUUAAAGGGAAAUGACCCCUUUAAUUUUGCCAAAUUCAGAACCUUGCUCAAGUUCUUCUCUUGCCUGUUACAUGGAGGAACAAGUUCAUUUUAUACAUCUUUGUUGUAGAGAUAGUCAGAUUCUCAUGAAGGGAUCUCACCGUGUUAUUUUUGCAGGAGGGCCCAUCAGGAGAAAACAGACUUUGCAUGAAAAAGCCACUCAUGUGUUGGGUUUUUGCCACUUGAAUGUGUGAACGUGAUGUGGUAACUCAUCAUAGGUAAAGGAACCCCUGACCAUUAGGUCCAGUCAUGGCCGACUCUGGGGUUGCAGCGCUCAUCUCGCUUUAUUGGCCGAGGGAGCCGGUGUACAGCUUCUGGGUCAUGUGGCCAGCAUGACUAAGCCGCUUGUGGCGAACCAGAGCAGCGCACGGAAACGCCGUUUACCUCCCCUAUUUAUCUACUUGCACUUUGACGUGCUUUCGAACUGCUAGGUUGGCAGGAGCAGGGACCGAGCAACGGAAGCUCACCCCAUCACGGGGAUUCGAACCUCCGACCUUCUGAUCGGCAAGUCCUAGGCUCUGUGGUUUAACCCACAGCGCCACCCGCGUCCCAUAACUCAUCAUAUAGCACCUCAAAAACAAACCAGUAAUAAAAGGCCAUCUCCAGCUUCACCACACAGAUGAGCAGCCUGGGUGAUGGUUUUUUCAACCCUGCCCAUAUCAUGUAGUCAGAAUUGCAGUACAUAAGACUGGCCUUUGGGGGUUUUAAAUUACAUCCUGCCUUUCAUGCAUAGGCUCUCAGUGUGGCCACCAAUUAAAAUAAUUAAAACAAUGUGUCAAAAAUGGGGGGCGGUGCAGUUUAAAUUAAAACAGCAGAAGCAACAAAGCACAUGAACAUCCAUGGGGCUGAAUAAAACCAGAUUCAGCUGAAGUUUGCAGAAGCCUGGGAGGUUAAAAUUGGCUUGAAUCCUUAAACUUUUUGCUUUGUGCACAGAAGAGAGUUGUGCUCCUAAAAGGGUUUUUUCCACAGCCUUCUCUGAGUGCAUCUCUCCAUCCAUGAAGGGAAGCUGCUGUGUUCAUGGACCAAGAAUUUGGGAUGUGAGCACCUUUGUCUUGGUCUUCUCUGAAGCUGUUUUGCAGAUGUACUAGGUCUGCCUUCUUGAUGCAAAUUUAAUAAAUGAGUAAAAUACCUAUGGCCUUUUAAAUGGGCUUGUGGGAGGUAGGGGCGAUUGGUUUAUUUCUGUUUCCGUUUUAUUAUGUACUUUGUGUUCUCAUUUUGUGCUUUCGUGUUGCAAACGGCCCUGUGAUCUUCAGAUAGAAAUUCAAUGCAUGAAUAAAUGUUUGCGUAUUUACUGGGUUUUUUCUUUCAAGGGUGACUGUUUGGCUCUCGACUGCCCCCACGGAGCCUCUGACUCACUGGUAUCAAGUCCGCUGCCUUCUCCAAACUCCUCUCUUUGCCAAAGAAGGGGAAACUCUUUCAGGGAAAGUCCUGUUCGUGGCAAAUAAACGGUAAGUAGCAAAGCACAGGCAAACCGCUUUGCUGGCAAAAGAGUUUCCGAAGCGCUGUGUGGGAGAAGAUUACUAAAAAUUAAUUAUGUGAAACAUCUGCAGAUUUGUGUUAAUGAACAGAAGCCGCAAUAGAAAAUAUGCUUUGCAUCUCAAACCGCAGUGCCGAAAAUCCAUUUGUAUGUUCAAGUAUCACAAAGACAACAUAAAAAAAUGGUCAGUCUUAGCAGUUGUGCCAAGUGAAUUUCCUUCAGAGAUCUGAUGUUUUGCUGCUAUUAGCAAGGUACUUGCUCCUAAAUUUAGCACAGCAAUAUUGAUUUGUGCUGUAGGGGAUAUAAUGAGAAAGAGCAAGAUUUCCUUUUCUUUGAAGCAGCUUCAAUGUAAUGAUUUUAAAUAGGCAAUAAACACUCAUCAGAGUAACAUACACAUCUGCCCAGUCUCAGUCUUGCUGGGCAAAGAGGUGAAUGUAUAUGAAAUGCUCUGUGACCUCCUAUUUUUCAGCUGAUGAUAAAUCCUUGGUGGCUUUUAGCAUUUGUUGUUGGUACUUGAGAGCCGGAUUAAAGCAGGGAGGUCAAUUUCUAAUCCCUCUUUUAAGACUGCUGCUCUGUUUACAGGUCACCAGCCUAAACAUGUGUACUAGGUGGAUGUUGGAAAAGAGGACUCUCAGGGUUCCUGUGGUAUUUCCUCUGCAGAAUGACACACCUGGGCAAAAUUUAACUGUCUAGAAAUGAGAUGAGAAGCUGGAGUUAAUGUAGAUUAAAAGAGAGGGGGCAGGGGAAUCUUAGAGCAAUCAGCAUGCCUCCCUCUCAGGCUUGAGUGUCCGCUAUCGGAAUUCCUUGCGUCAGGAGUUCUUUCUAUAUUCCUUUUAUAUAUAUAUAAUUUUUAUUAGUUUUUUAACAUAUCACUUACAACAAUUAUUAAACAUACUUUUAUAUCUUAUACAAAUUUUUUUUACUUCCAUCAAUCACAUCUGAAAAUUUUCCAAUCUUUUCAAUUAAUUUACAUUUCUUUCUUUCACUAUUACAUUUAAAUCACAUAACUAAUAUCUCUCUUCUUUCUCUUCUUUGCAAUAUUUCAUAUAUUUCUCCUUACAAAACUUAUUGUAGUCCUACUAACGUAAUUUGUUGAUUACAGUUGCUCUUCAAAUAAUUCAUAUACGGUACUUCUUCCAAUCGUCUGUAAAUCUCUGGUCCUGCAGGUUUCGAAUCCUUCCUGUCAUUUUGUCCAAUUCUGCAUAGUCCAUUAAUUUUGUCUGCCAUUCUUCUUUUGUCGGUGUUUCUUUUUGCUUCCAUUUCUGGGCCAACAAUACUCUUGCCGCUGUUGUUGCAUAUAAAAACAAUUUAACAUCCUGUCUAUUAAUAUCCUCAUUUAUAAUACCAAGUAAAAAUGCUUCUGGUUUUUUAAAAAAAUGUAUAUUUCAACAUCUUUUUCAUCCCAUUAUAUAUCAUUUCCCAGAAUUUCUUUUACUUUCUUAUUCCAUCCAACUAUUCUUCACAGUCUGCAGGCACUUUAAUUAUUCCUCAUGGGAUAAUCUUGGUUACUUCCUGUCACCUUCAACAUGGCAAAGUCACCAGGAAGAAGCUUGGCCAAUUGGGCUGUGGCGGAAAAGGUGUCCUCAGCCCAGUCACUGAAUUACCUACAGAAAUGCACUGCACAUAAUAAUAUUCACCUGCUGGGUCUUGUUUAAGACUGAAUAGUCAAAUUUAAUAAUUUUUGUUAGAAUCAUAGAAUUGCAGAGUUGGAAGUAACUACAAGGGUCAUCUAGUUUAACCCCCUGUGAUGCAGGAAUCUGAGCUGAAGCAUCCAUGACAGAGGGCCACCUAACCUCUGUUUAAAGGCCUCCAAGGAAGGAAGUCUCUUCCACUGCCAAACAGCUCUUACUGUUAGAAAGUUCUUCUUGAUGUUGAGUCUGAGUCUUCUUUCUUGUACAACUUGAAGCUAUUGGUUUGAGUCCCACCCUCCAGAGCAGGAGGAAACAAGCUUGUUCCGUCUUCCAUGUGACAUCCCUUGAGAUAUCUCCUCUUUUCCAGGCUUAUUGUUGUUGUUUAGUCGUUUAGUCGUGUCCGACUCUUCGUGACCCCAUGGACCAGAGCACGUCAGGCACUUCUGUCUUCCACUGCCUCCCGCAGUUUGGUCAAACUCAUGUUGGUAGCUUCGAGAACACUGUCCAACCAUCUCGUCUUCUGUCAUCCCCUUCUCCUUGUGCCCUCCAUCUUUCCCAACAUCAGGAUCUUUUCCAGGGAGUCUUCUCUUCUCAUGAAGUGGCCAAAGUAUUGGAGUCUCAGCUUCAGGAUCUGUCCUUCCAGUGAGCACUCAGGGCUGAUUUCCUUAAGAAUGGAGAGGUUUGAUCUUCUUGCAGUCCAUGGGACUCUCAAGAGUCUCCUCCAGCACCAGAAUUCAAAAGCAUCAUCUUCCUUCCACUCUUCCUCAUAAGGCUUUCUAAAGCCCAACCCUUCCCACCAUGGCAUUGUGAUGUGUAGACUCUAGCAGCUUCUCCUUGCAGGUCCAAUGCCCCAAGUGGAAGGAAAUUUCCCACAGAACCCAGAAAAGGUCAUGGGUUGAGCCUAGAGCAGAUAAAGGACACAUGCAAAAUGCCAAGCCAGAAGGAGCAAUUGAGAAUACAAAACUGCUCCCUGAUAGGUCUCCUCCUGCUUCUUCAUGGGGCUUUGGGGAGCUUGCGACUCAGAAAGGUAGGAUACAGCUGGGUCUUAUUGCCAUGGCAACCCUUGCGCAUGCAACAUAGCUAGUUUGCAUGUGUGCGCAUCUCAGUCAAUUUCCCCGCCCCUUUGUGCCCAGAAUGGGCACCGCCGGCCACUUACAAUACAGUAUGAAACGGCGCUAUCAUCUUCUUAGAAAUGUCCGUCUGCAAUGGGAAGCAAAGCAUCCUUGCCUUUUUAUUUUCACAAGCUUCUCCAGAAGUGCCCAAAUCAGAGGCGCCAGUGAUGCCAUCAAAAUACUUCAUUUGUAUCGACAGCAAGUGCCCCACACGUGACUUUUCCGUUUUCUGGUUAAUAGCUUUCCCAUAAAGAAGCCCUCUCGCUCGUAUUACAAUACCUGCUCUUCAAAGGUGAAGUGUAUCAAUUACUUGCAGAGUUGAGAGAAGCGACAGCAGCGUUUUCCAUCGCACCGUGCCACAAUUGCUAUUGUAAUCCCACUUGUUUACAACACCGUCUCUAUAGCAAUGAAAUGCAGUUGCCAAAGCCUUCAUUAAAGGCCAGGCAUCUUGGCUGCCUCGCUGCUGCCUGCAAACCUGAUCCAGAGGAAACGAGCACAUGGACUCCGCAGAUUAAGAGAAAAACUAGCAGGCCUUUUGGCCUAUGUUUCAUCCAAAACAAAAUACAAGAAAACAAAAUUUCACGGAUCCUUGAUAGGGUUGUCGUUUCUGCAACAUCUCAGUCUGAGGCUCAGAGGCAGGGCCUGGUUUCCAAUUCUUGAAAGACCAAAACAUAAUAAUGGGAGAGAGAGACAGUAAAAACGCAGAGCCCAACAGUGUGAUGGUCCAGAAAAAUGGAGGGUGGGGUGGGGUGGGGUCAGGACUAAAAAAUCCAUGUUCCACUUUUUAUUUUCCACUGUAAAGGGACAGCCAAUUACCACAAAACUCCUAGAAUCAAUUCAAAGGUAGUAAAAUGAAUGAUGAUAGCAUUGUGAAUACAGUGGUACCUCGGGUUACAUAUGCUUCAGGUUACAGACUCCGCUAACCCAGAAAUAGUGCUUCAGGUUAAGAACUUUGCUUCAGGAUAAGAACAGAAAUCGGGCUCCGGCGUCGUGGCAGAAGCAGGAGGCCCCAUUAGCUAAAGUGGUGCUUCAGGUUAAGAACAGUUUCAGGUUAAGAACGGACCUCCGGAACGAAUUAAAUAAUUAACCAGAGGUACCACUGUAUGCUUGUCAUGCUACAGUUUGAACACCAAGGAUGAUGAGGUGCCCCACUUCACACACACACCCUGUUGUUGUUAUUAUUAUUGCUGUAGGGCAACAAAAAAACCCCACACACUUUUAUUGCAAGCCCCCAUUGCUAAACUGUGUGGUCGUCCCCCCCGCAAAAACCCCCAAAUGGUUUGUUGAGCACUCAUCCUAAUUUGUUUAUGGGGAGGUUAGACAAUUUGACAUCACACAGUUGUUUUUUUCUUGUCCCUUUCCUUGGAGGAUGGAUGGCGGCUAACAGAUUGAGGUUGAAUCCUGACAAGACAGAAGUACUGUUCUUGGGGGACAGGAGGUGGGCUGCUGUGGAGGACUCCCUGGUCCUGAAUGGGGUAACUGUGCCCCUGAAGGACCAGGUGCACAGCCUGGGAGUCGUUUUGGACUCAUAGUUGUCCAUGGAGGCACAGGUCAAUUCUGUGUCCAAGGCAGCUGUUUACCAGCUCCAUCUGGUAUGCAGGAUGAGACCCUCCCUGCCCGCAGACUGUCUUGCCAGAGUGGUGCAUGUUCUAGUUAUCUCCCGCUUGGACUACUGCAAUGCGCUCUACGUGGGGCUACCUUUGAAGGUGACCCGGAAACUACAACUAAUCCAGAAUGCGGCAGCUAGACUGGUGACUGGGAGUGGCUGCUAAGACCAUAUAACACCGUUCCUGAAAGACCUACAUUGGCUCCCAGUACCUUUCCGGGCACAAUUCAAAGUGUUGGUGCUGACCUUGAAAGCCCUAAAUGGCCUUGGUCCAGUAUACCUGAAGGAGCGUCUCCACCCCCAUCGUUCAGCCCUGAUACUGAGAUCCAGCUCCGAGGGCCUUCUGGCGGUUCCCUUGCUACAAGAAGUGAGGUUACAGGGAACCAGGCAGAGGGCCUUUUCAGUAGUGGCACCCACCCUGUGGAACGCCCUCCCAUCAGAUGUCAAAGAGAACAACUACCACCAGACACCUGAAGGCAGCCCUGUUUAGGGAAGCUUUUAAUGUUUGAUGCAUUACUUUAUUUUAAAAUUGUGUUGGAAGCCGCCCAGAGUGGCUGGGGAAACCCAGCCAGAUGGGCGGAGUAUAAAUAAUAUAUUAUUAUUAUUAUUAUUAUUAUUAUUAUUAUUAUUAUUAAUUAUCUGAGGAAGUCCUAUUUGUGGGGAAGAGGGUACAUUGUGCAAGUGUAUCAAAUCAGCUUUAAUUGGGCUGGAUUUGCUGGUUUGUGACUGAAACCUACUAGUUGGAGUCUAGCAGUGCUCAGUGUCAUCUCUUUUAAAUACUUUUUCAUCGGGUAAAGCUUUGAUUCACCUAUGUUCAGCUGAUCAACUUACAAGUUAGUGCUUUCAAUUAUGCAUGAAAAGGCACAAGCAAAAGAGAGUAUUAGUAUUAUUUCAGAAACGUCGAAACUUGUUAUGGACAUGAUUUUAGAUUUUUAACAGAAUUUCUUUUUUAUGCAACAGGCAGAGUUACGACAUCCAGAUUGUUGCUGUAGUGGAUGAAACGGGCUUUAAGUCAGGCAAUGUCCUUGAUUUAAAGAAUCCAUUUUUUAGGUAAGAAAUGCUCUUGGAUAAGAUUUGUAAUCAUUACCAAACUGCAAAAUUGGAUAAUCCAUUACUUGUGAAUGUUUAGUCUUUAGCGUGAACCUUUGCCAUCUGUUGUAGUGAAUGCUACAUUCUAGCCUAUGUGUUCUGCAUCUCCCACAGCCCCCUCUCCCAAUUUGUUAUUUUGCUUCUGAGACUCGCAUUGCUAAAACUGGAGUUUUGCUGGUCUUGGUCUGAGGCAAGAAGUGUGUUUGAAAUAAGGCCAAAAUUGUAUGCAAAGAUCUUUGCAUAGAAAUGUUGGAAGCUGCCCAGAGUGGCUGGGGCAGCCCAGUCAGAUGGAUGGAGUACCAACAACAACCUGGUCAGAAUAAAAAACAUGAUUGAACUACAGUUCUUUUAAGUGGCUAUUGAUGACAUGGACAUGCCUAUCUGUCCUCUUUUGUAUAUAAAUAUAAAAUAUUUUUCCUUUUUUAAAAUCAUUUUUAUUGAAUGAUUUUAUGUUACAAAAAACAAUGCAGCCAUACUACCACUAAAUAUACUUAAGAAAUAAAAAUUACAUUCAUCGAUAUUUAGUUUGUUAUUUGUUAUUUUAUAUAAAUAUAAAAUAUUUAAUGUGCUGCAUUUACGAACAUGGUUAAAUAAGUGACGAAUAAUUCUCCACCAUUCCAUUGUGCCGCACAGUGUUCUGCAACUUAAAAAACAGCCACUUUCCCAUCAACAGAAAUUAAUGCAAUAAAAAUGGAUAGAAAGAGCUACAGUAUUCGGUACUCUUACAACUUUUAAAAAAAAUACUGCACAUGUCAUACAGCUCAUAUUCUUUAAAUAUUUUGUUUGUAGAUAUGCUUAGACUGCGAUAUGCACCUGCUGAAAGAAAAACCAGGAUUACCAAACCAAGUAGCCCACGAGAAGUUGAAAGUGAGAAUCCCGAACAGGUUCCUUCUUCUGUGAAACCUAACUGUACAUAUCAAAAGGAAAUAUUUUAUGCAAAUUGUAUAAAAAUAUGUUUGUGCUAUUUCACACACACCCUUCCCCCCCCCCAAGCUGGGCACCCCAAUCUUUAAACAUGCCUGCCUGGAAGUAUUUUUCAUUGCGUCCAACAGUAUUUUCUUGGUGAGCGCAUUUAUUUGGAAAUCCUCCCCACUUAAAUCAAUGGAAACUGGGCUGCAACUCGCACUCGCCUCUCCUGCCUGGCGAGGGGUCAGGGCUGCUGGGAGUUGCAGCCAGCAGCAUCUGAAGUGCCCCAUCUGGUCUCCUCCUGGCCUUCAGGAGGGGAAUGUUGGUCACAUCUUUGAAUGACGCUGUCCUUUGUUCCAGAGGUACCAAAAUACCGUAUUUUUCGCUCUAUAGGACGCACCGGACCAUAGGACGCACCCGACCAUAGGAGGGGGAGAACAGGGAAAAAAACAUUCUCCCCCUCUCUGCUCAGUGCCCCUUCAGCGAAGCGGCAGGAGAAAUGGAACCCUUUCCAUUUCUUCUCCCGCUUCGCUGAAGGGUGCUGCGCAGAGAGGGAAAACUGCGCAGCGCCUCUCCAGAGAAGCGAAGCCUGGAGAGCAAGAGGGAUCGGUGUGCGGAUAGCUGCCUGAAGCCCGGGGAGCGCAGCGGGAGUUGGCGCUGCGCUCCCCGGGCUUCAGGCUGCAAUCCGCAAGCCUUCGCAGCGGGGGAAACUCCCGCUGUGCUCCUAAGGCUUGCGGAUAGCUGCCUGAAGCCUGGAGAGUGAGAGGGGUCAGUUCGCACCUACCCCUCUCGCGCUCCAGGCUUCAGCGAAAGCAACGCGAAGCCUCCGGAGCGCAGAGGGAGCACUCCCUCUGUGCUUCGGAGGCUUCACAUUGCUAUCACUGAAGCCAAAGAGCCUGCAUUCACUCCAUAGGAUGCACACACAUUUCCCCUUCAUUUUUGGAGGGGAAAAAGUGCAUCCUAUAGAGCGAAAAAUACGGUAGUACUGGUAUCUGAGGUUUCCUUUUUUCAGUUUGUCUAAGGCUGAUGCUCCUUGUUUUUCUCCCCCCCCCCCCCAUCCUUCCCUCCCUUAAGGAAUAUUCUUAACCAAGCCUACCUCAUGUUUGUACACAUACAUAGGAUGUAUGGGAAUACUGCGGACAAUACACCAAGCUCAUACUCAAUGUUUCGGUAUUUGCAAGAGGUAUUUAAAGAUCUGGAGCUUAUUUUCAGCUGGCCAAUAAUGAACCUUUUCCGCCUCAGAGCAAUAUGGCGCUAGGCUCACCACCCAACCAACGUCUCCUCUAACCUGCAUUGUUUUCAAGCAAUCCUGAACGGUCUUGAGUCUGUCGGCCAGUGACCCUCUUUCGGCAAACCCAUUGAAGAAGGGCAACAGCAGGCGACUCUGCCGCCAAUCCUUCUGUAUGGUUCCUACUUUCUGUAGAUAGCACAGCAGCAAUUGUACAUUUAAUCUUUCCAAUAAAAUUUAAAUACGAAAUACAAU
Molecule: messenger RNA, 55077 nt
Organism: Podarcis lilfordi (Lilford's wall lizard)
Lineage: Eukaryota; Metazoa; Chordata; Lepidosauria; Squamata; Lacertidae
Source: the annotation of a GenBank genome assembly